CCAGUCUACGACAAGACUUUUGAGUGAGAAGUCGUGCGAGAACACUCGACCGUGGAGUGAUUUUAGGGCGUAUUUGCCCUGGCAGACAUUAGCCAUGGCUACUGCGAAAAUGAAAAUAAUACUGCCAUUAGUAGUUUGGAUAUUUCUCCACACCGUUACGACCGUCCAAUCCUACGACAGGAUAGGACACGGUAAACGAGAGGUAUUUUUUUUAAAUUUAGAGGACGGAUAUUUUGGAUGUCAAGUAAACGAAUCGACCGACGUUUUGCAACUUUUCGAACUGUCAAAAUUGUGCGACGGAAGACCGAAUUGCUACCUGGGAUCCGACGAGAAGCGACAGGAACUCAAAUGUACAGAUAACUGCCAGAAGGAGGAUGGAAGCAUCUGCCAAAACGGUGCUUGUCUGGAUGGUCAGUGCCAUUGUAACGAUGGUUAUGGUGGAUGCAACUGCGAAGUACCUGACGAAAACGAAUGCAAAUAUAGACCUUGCGAUGUUUUUGCCCACUGUACGAAUACGUUAGGAAGUUUUUCCUGUACAUGUUAUCCAGGUUAUCAAGGAGAUGGUUUCCACUGUGAAGACAUUAACGAGUGCGAGGAUCCGAACAUCGCUGCCAGAUGUGUGGAAAAUGCCUGGUGCUGCAAUCUACCGGCCCAUUUUCUCUGCAAGUGCAAUCCUGGGUUCCAAGGAGACGGAGAAGUGCAAUGUGUCGACAUUGACGAGUGUGCCAACCCCAACGCUUGCGGUCAAAACGCUCAUUGUCAGAAUUUCCCAGGAAACUACACCUGCGUCUGCCCAGAAGGAUUCUACGGAAACCCAUACGAUGGAUGCGUGGACGUGGACGAAUGCGAUUUACCAGGCGCUUGUGGACCUGGUGCUCUGUGCUCCAACGUUAUCGGUGGAAGACAGUGCACCUGUCCACCAGGUUACGAAGGAGAUGCUUACACCAGUGGCUGCGUGGAUGUGGACGAAUGUUCAAGGUCGAACCCUUGCGGAAGAGACGCUCUAUGUUCUAACCUAGAAGGGAGCUUCAGGUGUGCGUGCCCACCAGGGUUCAUAGGAGAUCCACUUACAGGCUGUACAGAUAUUAACGAGUGUGACUCAAACCCUUGCUCUGCGUCCGCAAAGUGCCUAAACACGAACGGCAGUUACCACUGCUCUUGCCCGGAGGGGUAUACAGGGGGAGCAGGAAGUCAGGAAUGCGUGGAUAUAAACGAGUGUGGAAGAUCGGGAGCUUGUGGAAUAAACGCUAAAUGCAUUAACGUACCGGGGUCAUACAAAUGCCUCUGCCCACAGGGCUUCACCGGAAAAGGAGAAUUGUACUGUGAAAAUGUUAACGAAUGUCAGACCAAUCCAUGUGGAAAGAAUGCAGUUUGUAAGGAUACAAUUGGAAGUUACGUAUGCGAAUGUUUGGAGGAUUACACUGGAGAUCCAUUUAAAGGAUGUGAUGAUAUUGACGAAUGUACAGUUCUGGAUAAACCUUGUGGGCUACAUGCGGUCUGUGAAAACACAUCCCCUGGGUACAAUUGCUUGUGUCCACAAGGGUAUCAGGCUAGUCCAUCACCCAAGGUCGCCUGUGAACAGAUUGAUGUGAACAUACUAUGCAAAUCUAAUUUCGAUUGCACCAAUAACGCUGAAUGUAUUCAAAACCAAUGUUUCUGUCAAAAAGGCUUUACACCAAAAGGUGCGACUUGUUUGGAUAUAGAUGAAUGCGCCUCUGAACCAUGUGGACCUUUUGCAAGUUGCACAAACACCCUUGGAAGCUUCCAUUGUGAGUGUGAAAAUGGUUACGUGGGAGCUCCACCCAUGGUUCAGUGUAAGGCACCGUGUGAUGAUGUUAAAUGUGGCGAACACGCCUACUGUAAGCCAGAUCGUGACGAAGCCUAUUGCAUUUGCGAUGAUGGUUGGACUUACGAUCCACACAACAUAGCUGCAGGAUGUAUAGAUAUCGAUGAAUGUGACACGAUAAACGGACCUUCUGGUAGAUGUGGCAUCAACGCCACUUGCACUAACACCCCUGGCAGCUUCACUUGUUUAUGUCCUCCAGGAUUUUCUGGAAAUCCUCAAAGUCAAUGUCAUGACGUUAAUGAAUGUUUAUACACUGAUUCUUGUGGACUUGGUGCGAUUUGUAAAAACACUCAAGGGUCCUAUGAAUGUUCUUGUCCAGAAGGAACAGUUCCAGACCCUGAUCCCAAAACGAGAUGUAACGAAAUUGUCACUUGUGCAAAAGACUCUGAUUGUCCUGGAAAUUCGAUAUGUAAUUCCGAAAAAAGAUGUUUGUGUCCUGAACCAAACGUUGGAAAUGAUUGUAGACAUCCUUGUGAAACCAAAGUUUGCGGUACUAACGAACAAUGCACUCUGAUAAACCAAGAUGCCAAAUGUAUUUGCGAAGAUGGUUUUACUGGAACUUCGACAGGUUGUGUGGACAUCAAUGAGUGUGUUGAAAAUCCCUGUCCUUCGGGUGCAAUUUGUAAGAACGAACCUGGUUCUUUCUCUUGCCAAUGUCCUGGAGGCACCUCCGGUGAUCCGUACAGAACGGGAUGCACUAAAACUAGCACUUUGUUCGAUUGCUCUGACACUAAUCCUUGUCCAGCUGGGGAACAAUGUAUCAUUGAUGAAUUCGUUGGGGAAAGUGUAUGUAUAUGUGUCCAAGGUUACGUCAGGGACCACGAAACUGGAAAAUGUAGGGACAACGAUGAAUGUACCGAAUUCAGGGAUAAACCAGCUUGCGGUUUGAAUGCAGUAUGCAAAAAUCUUCCUGGAAGUUACGAGUGCCAUUGCGCACCAGGUUUCAACGGCAAUCCUUACCUGGAAUGCGUAGAAUGCAACAGCUCAGACUGCAGGUGUCAACCUCCUUAUAAGUUUAAUGAUGGCAAUUGCGUAUUAGCUGGAUGUGGAGCUGAUGGAUCUUGUCCAGAUGGCGCUGAAUGCAUAACUAUAACCGGUGGAGUAAGCUAUUGUGCAUGCCCGAAGGGUUUCAGAUCAGCUCUGGACGGAUCCUGUGUAGACAUCAACGAAUGCUCAGAACAACAACAAGUAUGCGGUUUUGGAGCUGAGUGUUUCAAUACCAGAGGUUCGUAUGAAUGUCACUGUCCAGAGGGAUACGGUGGAGACCCAUACAACGGCUUAUGUGCCCCAGCACAAAAGAAAUGCAGCAGCGACAACGAAUGUUUGGCUAAUGAACGUUGCGUACAACCAGGUGAAUGCGUUUGUCCACCACCCUUCUUCACCGAUCGUUCAGAUCAGAACCGAUGCAAAAGUCCAUGUGAACGUUUCCCUUGUGGAAUGAACUCCAAGUGCAUCGCAAGCGAUCCACCUAAAUGCAUGUGCGAACCAGGUUUUAGAGGAGAUCCUAUAGAAGGCUGUGUAGAUGUGGAUGAAUGCGAUGAAACACCUUGCGCUUACGGUGCACGCUGUCUCAACGAGAAAGGUAGCUUCAAAUGUGUAUGUCCUAAAGGGAUGACUGGGGAUCCAUACAAAGGUGGUUGUAUCCUUGAAAACGGAAUGAGUAAAGUCGAAUGCCAAAGGAAUAACGAUUGUGCUGAAACCUUGACGUGUGUGGAUAAUUCCUGCAUUAGCCCAUGUGCCAAAGCACGUUGCCCACAAAACGCCCAUUGUGAACCUGAAAACCAUGCAGCUAAAUGUAAAUGCAAACCAGGUUUCAAGAAAGGAAACAACGGUGGAUGUGUCUCGAUUUGUGAGGAUAUUUUAUGUGCACCAAGAGCUCAAUGUAUAGUAACAUUCCAUGGGCCGACCUGUAAGUGCCUGGAAGGAUUCAUGGGUAAUCCUUUCCCAGGUGGAGAGUGUGUUACAGACGUAUGUUCAAAUGUACAGACUUGCCAAGAACCAAAGGUCUGUAUAGGAGGUAGAUGCAAGGAAAGAUGUGAAGGUAUCAUUUGUGGAAUUGGCGCACAUUGCGAUUCUAAAACAAACAAAUGCGUCUGUAACCCCAAUUUCAUAGGAAAUCCCGACCUUAUAUGCAUGCCUCCCAUAAUAGCACCGGACUGUCAACCUAAUUGUGGAGAAAAUGCUCACUGCGAAUAUGGUACGUCGAACGUUUGCGUUUGUAACGAGGGCACAAGUGGUAAUCCUUACGAAUCUUGCAAGGAACUUCAGAGGAACGUUUGCAAUUCCAAAUCGUGCGGACCUAAUGCUGAAUGUAGAGAAAGCUAUAACAAAAUUGAAUGCGUGUGCUCUUUGGGAUUCACAGGCAAUCCAUACAUCGGUUGCGAAGACAUUAACGAAUGUGAUAAAAACGUUUGUGGUCAAAGUGCUGUUUGCCUGAACACAGUAGGAAGCUACGAUUGUCGCUGCAAAGAAGGCUAUGCUGGAAAUCCUUUCAUAAUGUGUUCAGAGGUUCAAGGAGGAGUUUGCAAAGAUGCGGACAACUGUGAUUGCAAUGAGAAUGUUCUAUGCCCGAAUGGAUACUCUUGCGAUAGAGGAGAAUGUAAAAAUAUUUGUGAAACGAUCAAUUGUGGCCCCAAAGCUGGUUGCAUCAAUGGAGUAUGUAUAUGCCCUCCAGGAUACAUAGGAAACCCGAACGACCUGAUCGCUGGUUGUAAAGUUCAGGGUCAGUGUCAUUCGGACCUUGAUUGUUACGACACUGAAAUAUGUUUCCAGUUGGGUAAAGGUACAAGAAAAUGUUUGGACGCCUGCAGUAAAGUGCACUGUGGACCAAAUGCGCUUUGUGUCUCAGAAAAUCAUCGAUCUUCCUGCAUAUGCACCUCAGGUUAUUUCGGAAAUCCGGGAGAUCUCAAUAUUGGUUGUCAACUGGAAGAAAGGACAAAUCAAAAACAAUGUCGAUCUGAUCGCGAUUGUUCAGAUGGAAAUAUUUGCGCCAUCAAUAUUGAUGGUCUCCAAAAGUGUAUCAGCCCAUGUGAGACAGUUGCUUGUGGAUUAAACGAGGUAUGUCAACUAGACGCAGCAAAACACGCAACUUGUACGUGUCAGCCUGAGUUUGUCUGGAACCCUGUGAAAUCUAUUUGUGAAAAACCAUCAGUACCUGAUUGCAACACAGACGUAGAUUGUGAACCUAUAGCUUCUUGCCAACCUGACGAAAUCGGUAUAUUGAAAUGUAUACCGGUGUGCUCACACUUCACUUGUCCUAACAACGCAGCUUGUAUAGCUGAAUCGCAUAGGGGACAAUGUCAUUGUUUGACAGGAUUCACAGGCAAUCCUAACGAUCGAAGUGGAUGUAAACCGAUAGACCAAAGUCAGUGUAACACCGAUAAUCAAUGUCAAGAACAGGAAGUGUGUAGGAAGCACGAAAAACACAAUGUACUCACUUGUAGACCUGCAUGUGACUUUGUAUCCUGUGGUCCAAAUGCCGUUUGUAUAGUGAACAAUCAUGUCGCAAAAUGUCAAUGCCCACCAGGAAGUUACGUUGGCAACCCUAACAAUGCUACUGGUUGCAGAUCAGUACCUUGUGUUUAUAAUCUGGACUGUCCACCCUCGCAACUUUGUAACAGACUGACACACACUUGCUAUGAUGUUUGUGAUGAAGAUUCUUGUGGAGAUAAUGCCGUUUGUAUUGCUGAAGGAGGCAAAGCAACAUGCCAGUGUCCACCUGGAUUCAGGCCCAAUCCAGUUGCAGAGAUAGAAUGUGCACCUUUAGAUACAUGCAAUCCAAAUCCAUGCCACGAAACGUCCAUUUGCGAGAGCAGCAGUUUCGGAUUUCAAUGCAAAUGUCCACCUGGCACAGUUGGUGAUCCAUUCACCUCUGGCUGUAGACCAGAAGGAUACUGUCCAAACGGAGAUCGAGAUUGUCCUAACCAGUCAGUAUGUUAUCAAGGACGUUGUAUCAAUCCAUGCGAAACCAUUGUCUGUCCUUCAAACGCUCAGUGUACUGUGGAAGAUCGACAGCCUGUCUGUACUUGCAUAAAUAGUUUCGUACCAUCACCAAAUGGAAAUCAAGACGGCUGCGUGAGACUUAUUUCAACUUGUUCUAAUGAUGCCGAUUGUGGAGGUGGAGUAUGCUUCAACCAACAAUGCAGAUCAGUAUGUAGAGACGACAAAAAUUGCCCACCCGGUGAGAAAUGUUUACAGAAUAAAUGUAUGUCGCCUUGCAACAGCCACAAUCAAUGUUCGGAGAAUAACGCGUGUAUAAACGGAAUGUGUGUGUUGGGCUGUAGAAGCAACAAGAACUGCCCAAGCACUCAAGCUUGCAUCAACAACAAAUGCUUGAAUCCUUGUGAAUUAGAAGGCACUUGCGGUCCAAAUGCAUACUGCUCAUGUCAGAAUCAUCAAACUAUUUGCAAAUGCCCUGAAGGUUUCAUCGGAAAUCCUACACCACAGCAAGGAUGCAUUCGACAAUCCCUUGUUUGCGAAAGUAACAUCAAUUGUCCGAAAGGAUUCCUUUGUUUCAACGGACAAUGUCAAAUAUCAUGCAAUGAUAAUUCAGUUUGCGCCAUAGGAGAAAGAUGCACUAAUAACUCAUGUGUUAAAGUGUGUUACGGUGACAACAACUGUAUACCUGGAGAAAUUUGCCACAAUGGGAUCUGUCUGGGUGGUUGCAGUAUUGAUUCAGACUGCAGAACAUCUGAAGUAUGCCUUAAGGGUCAAUGUAAAUGCGCGAAAGGGUUCAUUGCAACACCCAAUGGCUGCGUUGAUAUAAAUGAAUGCGAAGCUAAUCCAUGCCACUCUUCAGCUAAAUGCCAGAACAAACCUGGUUCAUACCUAUGCUCGUGUCCGGAGGGUAGUGUCGGUGAUCCGUAUAUAGCUCCGGGUUGCUUAUCACCCAACUAUUGUAGAAGGAAUACUGAAUGCAGCAAUAAUUUGAUAUGUAAGCAGAAUAAAUGCCAAGAUCCUUGCAAGGAUGAUAAGUGUGGUCCAAACGCUAUUUGUAAGGUCACAAAUCACAAACUGAAAUGCAGCUGUCCAUCUGGUCACCUUGGUGAUCCCUUCGAUAAAUCAUAUGGCUGCUUCAAAGUUGAAUGUUUGUUGGAUAAUGAUUGCGAUCCAACUAGGUUCUGUGAAACUAAGAGCAACAAGUGUCUGAAUCCUUGCAAUGAUGCCGCUUGUGGCAAAGGUACUUGUACUAUAGAGAAUCAUAAGGCGAUUUGUAAAUGUUUCGAGGGUUAUACAUUUAAAAAUGGAAAAUGUGUUGAUAUAAACGAAUGCUUGGAAUUUCAACCAUGUCACUCAUCUGCUAGCUGCAUUAAUGUUGAAGGAAGUUUCACCUGUGUUUGCGCUGAAGGUUUAGUUGGUGAUCCAUCUGGAGUAGGUUGCAAAAAACCAGGUGAAUGCAUCACAAACUCAGACUGUCCUUCUUCGGCUGUUUGCCUCGAAAAUAAAUGCAAGAACCCUUGCGAAAACCAAAAGGCUUGCGGUAAAAAUGCCGAAUGUAUUCCUGCAGGGCACGAAGCAGUUUGCAAAUGCCCACAAAAAACUAGGAUAGACCUUGAAGGAAAUUGCAUACCUAUUGAAUGCGAAAGCAAUUCUGAUUGUCCUCUAGACAAAACUUGCGUAGAAACAAAUUGUGCGAAUCCUUGUACUCUGUCGAAUGCUUGUGGUGUUAACUCAGACUGCACUCCAUCUAACCACGUCGGAAUUUGUAGUUGCAAAUCUGGAACAACCGGUGAUCCACACCUUGGAUGCGUGGAUAUCCAAUAUUGUGCUUCAGACAACCAAUGCGCUUCAGGGUCAAAAUGCAACAACGGUGUUUGUACAGAAAUCUGUACGUCAUCGAGAGACUGUUUAUCCGAACAACUUUGCAUCAAGGGUAUAUGCCAACCUACAUGCAAAUCGAAUACAACCUGUCCGGACUUCCAAUUUUGUCUGAAUAAUAUCUGUACUCAAGAGGUACGAUGUAGGGAGAGUGCUGACUGUUCCUACAACGAAAAAUGCUUCUCCAACAACUUGGGAAGAACUGACUGUGUGAACGCUUGCGAAGGUGUACUUUGCGGUAGAAAUGCUGAGUGCGUAUCCAAAAACCACAAAGCAACCUGCCAAUGUAAGUCAGGAUACAGAGGAAAUCCAAACGACGAUAAACAUGGCUGUAAAAAGGUUGAGUGCGAGAGAAACAACCAGUGUUCAAACGAUAAACUUUGCGACCAAUACAUGUGCAAGAUUGCUUGUUUGGUGCACAACCCUUGCGGUAAAAACGCAAUGUGUUCCGCUGAAAAUCACAAACAAGUAUGCUACUGUCAGCCUGGUUACACUGGAAAUGCACGUACGGGUUGUCACUUGAUCGAUUUCUGUGCAGAUCAACCUUGUGGACCUGGGUCUCUUUGUCAUAACUCCAGAGGUUCUUUCAAAUGUCAGUGUCCUCAUGGUUCAGUCGGGGAUCCAUACAAUGAAGGCUGCAAAGCUCCAGCUGAAUGCGAAAACAACAGAGAUUGCCCAAUUGCAGCUAAAUGUGACACUUCUUUAGGCACCGCCAAGUGUACUGAUGUAUGUGAAGACGUAUCGUGUGGACCUAACGCAGACUGUAUAUCAAUAGACCAUUCGGCGCACUGCACCUGUAAGAACGGAUAUCAAGGCAACCCCAACGAUGUUACUGUCGGAUGCAGACCAAAACCUGUGUCUUGUAAAUCCACAUUAGAAUGUCCAGCAAAUACAUAUUGCUACGGUGGCACUUGCAGACCAUACUGUCAAACUGAUAUGGAAUGCAGUCUGUUCGAAAAAUGCAUUCAAGCGCAGUGCUUGAAUCCUUGCGAAUUAACGAACGCUUGCGGAAUGAAUGCUAAAUGUUCAUCAGAUAACCACGAAAAACAGUGUCGAUGCCCAAAUGGUUUCACAGGAAACCCCAGUCAGGAAUGCUUCAGAUUACCGACGUCAUGCUCAUCGAGUGAAGACUGCCAAAAAGACCACGUAUGUCAAGAGAAUUCCUGCAUUCCACGUUGUGGGUCAGAUAACGAUUGCGCGUUCAAUGAGAAAUGCGUCAAAGGAAUAUGCAAGCUCACUUGUAGGGUAGAUAACGAUUGUUUCUUAGGGCACAUCUGUUUGAGCAAUAUUUGUUCGUAUGGUUGCCACAGUGACGAUGAUUGCUCUGGAAGUGAAUCAUGUAGGAACAAUAAAUGUACGAAUCCAUGCCUAGAAAAUCCGUGUGGUCCGAAUGCUUUAUGUACAGUUUCCAACCAUAGGGCAUCAUGCUCUUGUGGUGCCAAUUUCGUUCCAAAUCCCUCAGCUAAGAUAGGAUGUGUAAGGACUCCAGCUCCAAGCUGUAGAGAGAACAAAGAAUGCCCCGCUGGUAACAUAUGUCUGGAGAAAGUUUGCAGAACGGUCUGUUCCAACGAUCAAGGCUGCUUGAAUAAAGAACGCUGCGACACAUCAAGCAAAGUAUGCAAGCCUAUAUGUCGUAGGGAUGACGAUUGUAGAAACGGGGAGAUUUGUAACGGUUUGGUUUGCACAGUUGGUUGUAGAAGCGACAGUGGAUGUGAGCCAUACGAAAAAUGUAUGAGCAACAAAUGCACCAACCCUUGUGAUUCACCAACUUCAUGUGGAACCAACGCAAACUGUUCUGUUGUAAGUCACAGGAAAUUAUGCACAUGUCCUUCACCUCUCGUUGGCGAUCCUUUAGAGUCCUGCAGGAAUCCAAUCAAGAAUUGUAAAUCUGACGGGGAAUGUCCACAAAGGAAUGUAUGUUACGGCGGAACCUGCCAGAAAGUUUGCAGAACGGAUAAUAAUUGUCUCACAGAUGAGAAAUGCGUGAGGGGAAUUUGUAGAACCAUUUGUAACUCCGAUUCCUCAUGUGAUAAAAACCAAAUAUGUGAAAAUAGAUUAUGUAUGAUUGGGUGUAGAAGUGACUCAGUGUGUCCCAAAGAUCAAGCAUGUAUAAAUAACAAAUGUCAAGAUCCAUGCGAUGGAUUCACUUCAUGUGGAUCAUGCGCAGACUGCAAAGUUAAAAAUCACGUAGCACAAUGCAGUUGUCCCACCAACUUCUUCGGAAACCCUCUGAUAAAUUGUACCCAAGCAGCAAGAAGAUGUGAUGGUAGAUGCGAAUGCGAUGAAAUUGGAUAUUGCACGAAAUCCUGUCGAAAGGAGAAAGAUUGCGCAUGUGGGGAAGUUUGUACGCUUGGUAAAUGUAGAAACAAGUGUUCCAGCCAAUUGCAUUGCGCUCAAGGUCAGAAAUGUAUGGACGGGGUUUGUCUGCCGGGUUGUAGACUGAACAGCGAUUGUCCAAACAACGAAGUAUGCGAUAAUAAUAAGUGUAAGAACCCAUGCUCGCUGGAUAAUGCUUGCGGGCAGAAUGCCCUCUGCCAGUCUAGCGAACAUAGGAAGGUCUGUCUUUGUCCAGACGGUUAUCAGGGAGAUCCAAGCAUACUAUGUUUGCCAUACGAAUGUCAGAAGAACGAAGAUUGUGAAGCUAACAAAAGAUGUAGCUCGGAUGGAGCUUGCAGAAACCCAUGUUUAGAACAGGGGGCUUGUGGUGUGAAUGCUCAGUGUAGGGUUAAAGACAGGAAACCUUUGUGUUCUUGUCCUCCUGGUUAUGUUGGAAACGCACUGAUAGAAUGCAAACAACCCAGCAAUGACAAAUGUUUGAAAAACUCUUGUGGACCAAAUGCUAAAUGCCAAACCAUUGAAGACGGUUUCGUAUGCAACUGCGAAUCUAACUGCAUUGGCGAUCCCUACUCAGGUUGUGUGUGCGAAAAGCAACUGGUAGAACUAUGUAAAAAUAAGUUGUGUGGCUUGAGGGCACAAUGUAAGAUAGGCGACGAUAAGAGAGCUCAAUGUUACUGUCCAUCAAACUACCCAGCUGGUGAUCCUACAAUUGAAUGUUCAGAAAAAAGUGGAGCGGUAGAUUGUAGAACAGAAGGAUGUGGAAAUAAGGCAGAAUGUAUAAGGGAAGACGCAGUAUUUGUAUGUAGAUGUCUUCCAGGUUAUUCUGGACGUCCAGAGGUAGAAUGCCAGAGGGAAGCGGAGUGUAACACUGACUUAGAAUGUAGCAACGAGAAGGCGUGCAUCAACUUCCAGUGUAUUGAUCCUUGUACACUCAGAGGCGCAUGCGGAUUGAACGCCCUAUGCAAAACUAUAAUGCACAGGCCGAGGUGUUCCUGUCCAGAGUGUUACGUGGGAAUGGCGAAUACUCAGUGCAAUCCCGACCCGAAAUGUCUCGAGACACAUCCCAGACCGUCCGUCUCUAUAAUUUGUAAUUCAGAUAAAGAUUGUGCACAGAAUGUGACUUGUAACGUCGCUACCGGCGAAUGUAUAGACCCUUGCAGCAAUCCUUCCUUCAAAUGUAGGGGCAACAAAAAAUGCGAGGUGCACAACCAUCGACCGACUUGUGUUUGUAAGAACGGUUUCGUUGUCAACGAAAGAGGCGAGAUAUCUUGCGCCCCAGAGAAAACCGAAUGCUCGACAAACGACCAUUGCCCAUCGAAUAAGGCUUGCAUUGAAGGAAUUUGCCAAAACCCAUGUAACGCCGCUACGCCACCAUGCCCACCGGAAAAAGGCUGCGACGUUCUGAACCACAAACCUAUUUGCAUUUGCUUAAAGAAUUGCGUACCAACGCUGUCGAUUUGCCUAAGAGACAAUGGCUGCCCACGACAUCAAGCAUGUAGGGCAUUCAGAUGUGAAGAUCCAUGUGCGACAGCGAAUUGCCCGGAAAAUUCCCCUUGCACUGUUGAAGAUCAUAAACCAAUAUGCGAGUUUUGCCCUGAAGGAUUCGUAAGAGACUCGAAAUAUGGAUGCCUGAAAGCUACUGACGCAAAAAUUGGCAAUUGUACAUCAGACAAGGAUUGUGAACCAGCAGAAUUAUGUUACGACCAUAAAUGCACCACUUCAUGUACCGAAAACUGUGCAGAGAACGCCAUCUGUGAAAUCGAUAAACACAAAGUAAUUUGUACAUGUCCUACAGGUUUUGUGGGAAAUGCUUCAGUCGAAUGUUUCCCUGAAUUACCUUCCACUUCAGUCCCAAUUAUUCCCGAAACAUCUACUAUUCCCGAAACAUCAACUAUUCCUCACUCAACAAUCCAUACAACUGAAAAUAUUGAAAUCGUUUUUCCCAUAACAACAACACCUGAAACUGUAGCUACUGUAACUUCAGUAUCAUUAAAUGUAACAACGAAACAGACCACCUCCUCAUAUGAACAACAAGAAUUCACACAAACCUAUGAACUAACAACCGAAAAACACAUCAAUAGAACUACCCCAGCUACAGUCGAAAAAACAACACUAACAACUGAAGGUCCAACUAAUCUUGACGUUAUAACUCAAGGGAGUUAUAUUCAUAAAACAUUUCCGACUAACGGAUUGGAAAGUAGAACAGAGCCAAUGGAAGCGAUUGGAACUGGCAGCACCAACGAAACAGAAUUUCUAAAGUUGACGACUCCGUCAGUUAGUACUUACUCAUCCACGGGACAAACAGAGCUGACUAGUUCCGCUGGACUCACCACCGCAGAGUUUACCACUGCGUCAGUUACAUCACAGAGUACGUCUCCAGCAUCAGUUACUGAAAAUGGAGGCACUGCGGCUACCGAAUAUCCCGAAAUCACAACCUAUUCAUCUACGGGGCAAACAGAGCUGACUAGUCCCACAGGAAUCACUUCUGCAGAGUAUACCACUUCUUCGGUAACAUCACAAAGUACCUCUCAAAGAUCAGUCACUGAAACUAGAGGCACUGCGGCAACUGAAUAUCCGGAAGUCACUACCUACUCAUCCACGGGACAAACAGAGCUGACUAGUCCUACAGGAAUCACUUCUGCAGAGUAUACCACUUCUUCGGUAACAUCACAAAGUACCUCUCAAAGAUCAGUCACUGAAACUAGAGGCACUGCGGCAACUGAAUAUCCGGAAGUCACUACCUACUCAUCCACGGGACAAACAGAGCUGACUAGUCCUACAGGAAUCACGACCGCUGAGUAUACCACUGCGUCAGUUAUCUCACAGAGUACGUCUCCAGCAUCAGCAACUGAAACUGGAGGCACUACGGCUACCGAAUAUCCCGAAAUCACAACCUAUUCAUCCACGGGACAAACAGAGCUGACUAGUUCUACAGGAAUUACUUCCGCAGGGUAUACCACUUCUUCGGUAACAUCACAAAGUACCUCUCAAAGAUCAGUCACUGAAACUAGAGGCACUGCGGCAACUGAAUAUCCGGAAGUCACUACCUACUCAUCCACGGGACAAACAGAGCUGACUAGUCCUACAGGAAUCACGACCGCAGAGUAUACCACUGCGUCAGUUACCUCACAGAGUACGUCUCCAGCAUCAGCAACUAAAACUGGAGGCACUACGGCUACCGAAUAUCCCGAAAUCACAACCUAUUCAUCCACGGGACAAACAGAGCUGACUAGUCCUACAGGAAUCAUCACCGCAGAAUAUACCACUGCGUCAGUUACAUCACAGAGUCCAGUAUCAGUUACUGAAACUGGAGGCACUACGGCUACCGAAUAUCCCGAAAUCACAACCUUUGCAGCUACGGGGCAAACAAAGCUGACUAGUCCUACAGAAAUCACUUCUGCAGAGUAUACCACUUCUUCGGUAACAUCACAAAGUACCUCUCAAAGAUCAGUCACUGAAACAAGAGGCACUGCGGCAACUGAAUAUCCGGAAGUCACUACCUACUCAUCCACGGGACAAACAGAGCUGACUAGUCCUACAGGACUCACCACCGCAGAGUAUACCACUGCGUCAGUUACAUCACAGAGUACGUCUCCAGCAUCAGCAACUGAAACUGGAGGCACUACGGCUACCGAAUAUCCCAAAAUCACAACCUUUGCAGCUACGGGGCAAACAGAGCCGACUAGUCCUACAGGAAUCACUUCUGCAGAGUAUACCACUUCUUCGGUAACAUCACAAAUUACUUCUCAAAGAUCAGUCACUGAAACUAGAGGCACCGCGGCAACUGAAUAUCCGGAAGUCACUACCUACUCAUCCACGGGACAAACAGAGCUGACUAGUCCUACAGGAAUCACGACCGCAGAAUAUACCACUACAUCAGUUACAUCACAGAGUACUAGUCCAGCAUCAGCAACUGAAACUGGAGGCACUACGGCUACCAAAUAUCCCGAAAUCACAACCUAUUCAUCCACGGGACAAACAGAGCUGACUAGUCCUACAGGACUCACCACCGCAGAGUAUACCACUGCGUCAGUUACAUCACAGAGUACGUCUCCAGCAUCAGCAACUGAAACUGGAGGCACUACGGCUACCGAAUAUCCCAAAAUCACAACCUUUGCAGCUACGGGGCAAACAGAGCCGACUAGUCCUACAGGAAUCACUUCUGCAGAGUAUACCACUUCUUCGGUAACAUCACAAAUUGCUUCUCAAAGAUCAGUCACUGAAACUAGAGGCACCGCGGCAACUGAAUAUCCGGAAGUCACUACCUACUCAUCCACGGGACAAACAGAGCUGACUAGUCCUACAGGAAUCACGACCGCAGAAUAUACCACUACAUCAGUUACAUCACAAAGUACCUCUCAAAGAUCAGUCACUGAAACUAGAGGCACUGCGGCACCUGAAUAUCCGGGAGUCACUACCUACACAUCCACGGGACAAACAGAGCUGACUAGUCCUACAGAAAUCACGACCGCAGAGUAUACCACUGCAUCAGUUACAUCACAGAGUACGUCUCCAGCAUCAGCAACUGAAACUGGAGGCACUACGCCUACCGAAUAUCCCGAAAUCACAACCUAUUCAUCCACAGGACAAACAGAGCUGACUAGUCCUACAGGAAUCAUCACCGAAGAAUAUACAACUGCGUCAGUUACACCACAGAGUACGUCUCCAGUAUCAGUUACUGAAACUGGAGGCAAUACGGCUACCGAAUAUCCCGAAAUCACAACCUAUUCAUCCACAGGACAAACAGAGCUGACUAGUCCUACAGGAAUCAUCACCGCAGAAUAUACCACUGCAUCAGUUACAUCACAGAGUACGUCCCCAGUAUCAGUUAUUGAAACUGGAGGCACUACGGCUACCGAAUAUUCCAAAAUCACAACCUUUGCAGCUACGGGGCAAACAGAGCUGACUUCUUCGGUAACAUCACAAAGUACCUCUCAAAGAUCAGUCACUGAAACUAGAGGCACUGUGGCAACUGAAUAUCCGGAAGUCACUACCUACUCAUCCACGGAACAAACAGAAUUGACUAGUUCCUCUGGACUCACCACCGCAGAGUAUACCACUGCGUCAGUUAUAUCACAGAGUACGUCUCCAGCAUCAGUAACUGAAACUGGAGGCACUACGGCUACCGAAUAUCCCGAAAUCACAACCUAUUCAUCCACAGGACAAACCAAGCUGACAAGUCCAACAGGAAUCACUUCUGCAGAUUAUACCAUUUCUUCGGUAACAUCACAAAGUACCUCUCAAACUUCAGUUACUGAAACUAGAGGCACUGUGGCAACUGAAUAUCCGGAAGUCACUACCUACUCAUCCGCGGGACAAACCGAACUGACUAGUUCCGCUGGACUCACCACCGCAGAGUAUAACACUGCGUCAGUUACAGCACAGAGUACCUCUCCAACAUCAGUCACUGAAACUAGAGGCACUGUGGCAACUGAAUAUCCGGAAGUCACUACCUACCCAUCCACAAGACAAACAGAGCUGACUAGUUCCGCUGGAGCUACCACUGCAGAGUACACCACUGCGUCAGCAACAUCACAGAGUACGUCUCCAGCAUCAGUAACUGAAACUGGAGGGACUACGGCUACCGAAUAUCCCGAAAUCACAACCUAUUCAUCCACAGGACAAACCAAGCUGACAAGUCCAACAGGAAUCACUUCUGCAGAGUAUACCACUCCUUCGGUAACAUCACAAAGUACCUCUCAAAGAUCAGUCACUGAAACUAGAGGCACUGCGGCAACUGAAUAUCCGGAAGUCACUAUCUACUCAUCCACGGGACAAACAGAACUGACUAGUUCCGCUGGACUCACCACCGCAGAGUAUACCACUGCUUCAGUUACAGCACAGAGUACCUCUCCAACAUCAGUCACUGAAACUAGAGGCACUGUGGCAACUGAAUAUCCGGAAGUCACUACCUACUCAUCCACGGGACAAACAGAGCUGACUAGUUCCGCUGGACCCACCACCGCAGAGUAUACCACUGCGUCAGUAACAUCACAGAGUACGUCUCCAGCAUCAGUAACUGAAACUGGAGGCACUACGGCAACCGAAUAUCCCGAAAUCACAACCUAUUCAUCCACGGGGCAAACAGAGCUGACUAGUCCUACAGGAAUCACUUCCGCAGAGUAUACCACUUCUUCGGUAACAUCACAAAGUACCUCUCAAAGAUCAGUUACUGAAACUAGAGGCACUGUGGCAACUGAAUAUCCGGAAGUCACUACCUACUCAUCCACGGGACAAACAGAAUUGACUAGUUCCGCCGGACUCACCACCGCAGAGUUUACCACUGCGUCAGUUACAGCACAGAGUACCUCUCCAACAUCAGUCACUGAAACUAGAGGCACUGCGGCAACUGAAUAUCCAGAAGUCACUACCUAUUCAUCCACAGGACAAACAGAGCUGACUAGUUCCGCUGGACCCACCACCGCAGAGUAUACCACUGCGUCAGUUACAUCACAGAGUACGUCUCCAGUAUCAGUAACUGAAACUGGAGGCACUACGGCUACCGAAUAUCCCAAAAUCACAACCUUCGCAUCCACAGGGCAAACAGAGCUGACAAGUCCUACAGGAAUCACUUCUGCAGAGUAUACCACUUCUUCGGUAGCAUCACAAACUACCCCUCAAAGAUCAGUCACUGAAACUAGAGGCACUGCGGCAACUGAAUAUCCGGAAGUCACUACCUACUCAUCCACGGGACAAACAGAGCUGACUAGUCCUACAGGACUCACCACCGCAGAGUAUACCACUGCGUCAGUUACAUCACAUAGUACGUCUCCAGCAUCAGCAACUGAAACUGGAGGCACUACGCCUACCGAAUAUCCCGAAAUCACAACCUAUUCAUCCACAGGACAAACAGAGCUGACUAGUCCUACAGGAAUCACCACCGCAGAGUAUACCACUGCGUCAGUUACAUCACAGAGUACGUCUCCAACAUCAGUCACUGAAACUAGAGGCACUGCGGCAACUGAAUAUCCAGAAGUCACUACCUAUUCAUCCACAGGACAAACAGAGCUGACUAGUUCCGCUGGACCCACCACCGCAGAGUAUACCACUGCGUCAGUUACAGCACAGAGUACCUCUCCAACAUCAGUCACUGAAACUAGAGGCACUGCGGCAACUGAAUAUCCAGAAGUCACUACCUAUUCAUCCACAGGACAAACAGAGCUGACUAGUUCCGCUGGACCCACCACCGCAGAGUAUACCACUGCGUCAGUUACAUCACAGAGUACGUCUCCAGUAUCAGUAACUGAAACUGGAGGCACUACGGCUACCGAAUAUCCCAAAAUCACAACCUUCGCAUCCACAGGGCAAACAGAGCUGACAAGUCCUACAGGAAUCACUUCUGCAGAGUAUACCACUUCUUCGGUAGCAUCACAAACUACCCCUCAAAGAUCAGUCACUGAAACUAGAGGCACUGCGGCAACUGAAUAUCCGGAAGUCACUACCUACUCAUCCACGGGACAAACAGAGCUGACUAGUCCUACAGGACUCACCACCGCAGAGUAUACCACUGCGUCAGUUACAUCACAUAGUACGUCUCCAGCAUCAGCAACUGAAACUGGAGGCACUACGCCUACCGAAUAUCCCGAAAUCACAACCUAUUCAUCCACAGGACAAACAGAGCUGACUAGUCCUACAGGAAUCACCACCGCAGAGUAUACCACUGCGUCAGUUACAUCACAGAGUACGUCUCCGCUAUCAGUAACUGAAUCUGGAGGCACUACGGCUACCGAAUAUCCCAAAAUCACAACCUUUGCAUCUACGGGGCAAACAGAGCUGACUAGUCCUACAGGAAUCACUUCCGCAGAGUAUACCACUUCUUCAGUAACAUCACAAAGUACCUCUCAAAGAUCAGUCACCGAAACUAGAGGCACUGCGGAAACUGAAUUUCCGGAAGUCACUACCUACUCAUCCACGGGACAAACAGAGCUGACUAGUCCUACAGGAAUCACCACCGCAGAGUAUACCACCUCGUCAGUUACAUCACAGAGUACGUCUCCAGCAUCAGUUACUGAAACUGGGGGCACUAUGGCUACCGAAUAUCCCGAAAACACAACCUAUUCAUCCACAGGACAAACAGAGCUGACUAGUCCUAAAGGAAUCACCACCACAGAGUAUACCACUGCGUCAGUAAUAUCACAGAGUACGUCUUCAGCAUCAGUAACUGAAACUGGAGGCACUACGGCUACCGAAUAUCCCGAAAUCACAACCUAUUCAUCCACGGGGCAAACAGACCUGACAAGUCUUACAGGAAUCACUUCUGCAGAGUAUACCACUGCGUCAGUUGCAGCACAGAGUACCUCUCCAACAUCAGUCACUGAAACUAGAGGCACUGUGGCAACUGAAUAUCCAGAAGUCACUACCUAUUCAUCCACAGGACAAACAGAGCUGACUAGUUCCGCUGGACCCACCACCGCAGAGUAUACCACUGCGUCAGUUACAUCACAGAGUACGUCUCCAGUAUCAGUAACUGAAACUGGAGGCACUACGGCUACCGAAUAUCCCAAAAUCACAACCUUCGCAUCCACAGGGCAAACAGAGCUGACAAGUCCUACAGGAAUCACUUCUGCAGAGUAUACCACUUCUUCGGUAGCAUCACAAACUACCCCUCAAAGAUCAGUCACUGAAACUAGAGGCACUGCGGCAACUGAAUAUCCGGGACUCACUACCUACUCAUCCACGGGACAAACAGAACUGACUAGUUCCGCUGGACUCACCACCGCAGAGUAUACCACUGCGUCAGUUACAUCACAUAGUACGUCUCCAGCAUCAGCAACUGAAACUGGAGGCACUACGCCUACCGAAUAUCCCGAAAUCACAACCUAUUCAUCCACAGGACAAACAGAGCUGACUAGUCCUACAGGAAUCACCACCGCAGAGUAUACCACUGCGUCAGUUACAUCACAGAGUACGUCUCCGCUAUCAGUAACUGAAACUGGAGGCACUACGGCUACCGAAUAUCCCAAAAUCACAACCUUUGCAUCUACGGGGCAAACAGAGCUGACUAGUCCUACAGGAAUCACUUCCGCAGAGUAUACCACUUCUUCAGUAACAUCACAAAGUACCUCUCAAAGAUCAGUCACCGAAACUAGAGGCACUGCGGAAACUGAAUUUCCGGAAGUCACUACCUACUCAUCCACGGGACAAACAGAGCUGACUAGUCCUACAGGAAUCACCACCGCAGAGUAUACCACCUCGUCAGUUACAUCACAGAGUACGUCUCCAGCAUCAGUUACUGAAACUGGGGGCACUAUGGCUACCGAAUAUCCCGAAAACACAACCUAUUCAUCCACAGGACAAACAGAGCUGACUAGUCCUAAAGGAAUCACCACCACAGAGUAUAUCACUGCGUCAGUAAUAUCACAGAGUACGUCUUCAGCAUCAGUAACUGAAACUGGAGGCACUACGGCCACCGAAUAUCCCGAAAUCACAACCUAUUCAUACACGGGGCAAACAGACCUGACAAGUCUUACAGGAAUCACUUCUGCAGAGUAUACCACUGCGUCAGUUGCAGCACAGAGUACCUCUCCAACAUCAGUCACUGAAACUAGAGGAACUGUGGCAACUGAAUAUCCGGAAGUCACUACCUACUCAUCCACGGGACAAACAGAGCUGACUAGUCCUACAGGAAUCACCACCGCAGAGUAUACCACCUCGUCAGUUACAUCACAGAGUACGUCUCCAGCAUCAGUUACUGAAACUGGGGGCACUAUGGCUACCGAAUAUCCCGAAAACACAACCUAUGUAUCCACAGGACAAACAGAGCUGACUAGUCCUACAGGAAUCACCACCACAGAGUAUACCACUGCGUCAGUAAUAUCACAGAGUACGUCUUCAGCAUCAGUAACUGAAACUGGAGGCACUACGGCUACCGAAUAUCCCGAAAUCACAACCUAUUCAUCCACGGGGCAAACAGACCUGACAAGUCUUGCAGGAAUCACUUCUGCAGAGUAUACCACUGCGUCAGUUGCAGCACAGAGUACCUCUCCAACAUCAGUCACUGAAACUAGAGGCACUGUGGCAACUGAAUAUCCGGAAGUCACUACCUACUCAUCCACGGGACAAACAGAGCUGACUAGUUCCGCUGGACUCACCACCGCAGAGUAUACCACUGCUUCAGUAACAUCACAGAGUACGUCUCUAGCAUCAGUAACUCCAACUGAAGGCACUACGGCUACCGAAUAUCCCGAAAUCACAACCUUUGCAUCCACGGGGCAAACAGAGCUGACUAGUCCUACAGGAAUUACUACCGCAGAGUAUACCACUUUGUCGGCAACAUCACAAAGUACCUCUCAAAGAUCAGUCACUGAAACUAGAGGCACUGCGGCAACUGAAUAUCCGGAAGUCACUACCUACUCAUCCACGGGACAAACAGAGCUGACUAGUUCCGCUGGACUCACCACCGCAGAGUAUACCACUGCGUCAGUAACAUCACAGAGUACGUCUCCAGCAUCAGUAACUGCAACUGAAGGUACUACGGCUACUAAAUAUCCCGAAAUCACAACCUACUCAUCCACGGGGCAAACAGAGCUGACUAGUCCUACAGGAGUCACUACCGCAGAGUAUACCACUACUUUAGUAACAUCACAAAGUACCUCUCAAAGAUCAGUCACUGAAACUAGAGGCACUGCGGCAACUGAAUAUCCGGAUGUCACUGCCUAUUCAUCCACGGGACAAACAGAGCUGACUAGUUCCGCUGGACUCACCACUGCAGAGUAUACCACUGCGUCAAUAACAACACAAAGUACCUCUCCGAAAUCAGUCACUGAAACUGAAGGCACUGCGGCUACCGAAUAUCCCGAAAUUACAACCUAUUCAUCCACGGGACAAACAGAGCUGACUAGUUCAGAAAAAAUCUCAACCGCAGAGUAUACUGAAGGAACUACGAAAACUGAAUAUCCUGAAGUUACAUCAACUCAAACAGAGAUCACUAGUUCAGAAAUAGUUCCAAUUUCAGAGUUUACAUCUGCAAUACCUACUGUUCAAUCACAAUCGACACUUUUCUUCACUGAAGGAACGGCAGCAACCAGAAGACCUCUACCUGCAGAGCAAGUCACUCAGGAGAGGACUGAUAUACCCGCAACAGUAUCUCCUUACGAAACCACUACAUUCGAAGAAAUCGUUGCUACCACCGAAAACGAGACUGUUCAAGUAGUUUUUCCUUUCACGACGACAACAGAAAAAUUCGUUACAAUCACACCAUUACAUAUCACGGAAUCUACAGUACCUACGACUGAAAUGAAGCCAACCACCCUCAAACCAACCACACGGGAGUCAAAAAUGCAAACAGUCACCACAUCGGUUUACCCCUCUGUCGCUACAACUCCUCAGUUUGAAUACACAUCUUCUCCUGAAAACUGUACACUAGACGAUCAUUGCUCAUCUGCCGAAUCAUGCAUAGAUUAUCAAUGUAUCAAUUCAUGUAUCCCCAACCCUUGUCCAGCAAACUUCGACUGUCGCGUUAUCAACCACUCACCUCAAUGCAUUUGUUCGACCAACGAAACGAUAAAGGAAAUAACCGAAUGUCAAUCACCAGAAGAUAUUCAGUGCCGAUCGCAUUCUGAAUGCACGUCGCAGCAAGCAUGCAUUGGAGGAAAAUGUAAUAACCCAUGUUUAGUUUCAAAUCCCUGUCAAAAGUCACAAGAUUGUCAGGUACAGGACCAUCAGCCAGUUUGUGUGAAGGUUUGCCAAUGUAGAAAGCACUCUGACUGUGGUCGUGCUAACUAUGUCUGUGAUGGUUGCAACUGCGUUUUACACGAGGAACCUGGAAAAACUACAGGUUGUGAACAUUGUCCACCAGGAGUAGCAUGUGAUCCAACAACCGGAGCUUGUAUCAGAGUACGUUGCACUGUAAAUGAAGAGUGUCCCAUAACUGAGGCCUGCAUCAACUACUCAUGCCAAAGACCAUGUGAUGUCCGAAACCCUUGCGCCAACAACGCCAUAUGCAUAAAUACCAAUCAUGGAUCAGAUUGCAGCUGCGCUGAAGGAUACCAAGGAAAUGGUUAUGUUGGAUGUGUACCUGUUGCUGAUUACAAACCAGUUUGCCAAUACAACGAAGACUGCCCACCAAACAAGCUUUGCGAUCGCUUAAACAGGAUUUGUAUAAAUCCAUGUUUCGAAGACAGCUGUGGGGAUAAUGCCGAAUGUCUUCCGAAGGACCAUGGAACCGAAUGUAGAUGUCUACCAGGUUACGCCGGAAACCCUUUCAUCUCUUGCGAGAAGGUUUACGGUUGUAGGCAGGAUGAGGAUUGCAGUUCCAACGAAGCGUGCAUCAACGGUCAAUGUUCAUCUCCGUGUCAAUGUGGAACCAACGCUAUCUGCGAAGUUAUUUACCAUAGGGCCACUUGCAAAUGUCCUCCGGGAUACUUAGGUAACCCAGCUGCGGUAUGCCAACCUCCCAAAAAUCCCUGCGAUCCAAACCCUUGUGGAACCUUCGCUCUGUGCGAGCUAGAUAACGGUCAUCCGAUCUGUUAUUGUCCAAAAGGAUUAACGGGAAAUCCAUUCAAGAAUUGCGUGCCGGAAGGAGAUGAGUGUUCACCAAACCCUUGUGGACCGAAUUCAGGAUGUAGGGUAGUAGGUGGCAAAGCUGUUUGUUUCUGUCUACCAGAAUACGAGGGAACUCCUCCACAAAUACCAUGCGAUUUGCCAAAGAACCCAUGUGAUCCUUCACCAUGCGGACCAAACACCCAGUGUUCGAUACUUAGCAAUGGAUUCGCAAAAUGUACCUGCCUACCGGGAUAUCUGGAAAGUCCAAAUACUAUCAGAGGUUGUAUUGAACAAAAGAACCCAUGCGAACCCAACCCAUGCGGUGUUGGUGCUCAGUGCGAUCCAUUCAGGGAACCAGCAUGCUUCUGCCCGGUGGGGUUGGUAGGCAACCCUUUCAGAAGUUGCGGAGAACCUGUUAUUACCCCGAUGUUAUGUUCACCUGGACCUUGCGGACUCAACGCCGAUUGCUACGUCUCUAACAACCAAGAACAGUGUUAUUGUAAGCCAGGAUUCAUGGGAGAUCCUUACUAUGGAUGCAGAUUAGAACCACCGACUCCUUGUUCACCAAAUCCUUGCGGCCCAGGUGCUCAAUGUAUUGUAACACCAGAAGGAAACUCGUUGUGUAGAUGUCCAGAUAGUUUUGGAGGAGAUCCCACAGGUCCUGGUGGCUGUCAUGGAUACGAAUGUGUUGUGGAUGAAAAUUGCGGUGAACAUCAAGCUUGCAUGGGAUACAGAUGUAGAGAUCCAUGCCCGGGCGCUUGUGGAGUUAAUGCGGAUUGUAGAGUGGAAAAACAUCAUCCAGUUUGUACGUGUCGCCACGAGUACACAGGAAAUCCAGUGAUCAAUUGUUUCAAGGUACCAAUUAUAACAGAGAAUGAUCCGUGUAUGCCGAACCCAUGUGGAGUCAAUACCAUUUGUCAAAACGUCAGAGGACGUGCCGUAUGUACAUGUUUGCCUGAUUUCAAGGGAGAUCCACAGUUUGGUUGCCAACCAGAAUGUAUUCUCAACACAGAUUGUCCGAUGACUCAAGCUUGCUUGGAUAGACGUUGCAAAGAUCCUUGCCUCAGUGCUUUGUGCGGCGUUAACGCACAAUGUCAAGUGAGGGACCAUACAGCUUCUUGUGUUUGCUUGGACGGCUACAUGGGAGAUCCUCUUUAUCAGUGCGUGGCAACACCACCAAUUAAGAUACCAUCGACGAAUAUUAGCACUCCAUGCUCACCAUCGCCAUGUGGUUAUGACGUCGAAUGUAAUGCUUACGGUCCACAAGUAGCCAUUUGUGAUCCAUGUUUGAGACCAGAUGCAGCUUACAACCCACAAUGUAGACCAGAAUGUUUGACCAACUCAGAUUGUGCAUUCGAUAAAGCUUGUUUGGGAAACACAUGUCAAGAUCCAUGUUUAGGAUCGUGUGGAGUUCACGCAAUAUGUCACGUGGUAACACAUACUCCGAUAUGUACGUGCCCACCAGGUCUACAAGGAAAUCCAUUUGAACAUUGCACAGUACCGAUGAAACCCGAAGAUAGAACGGAAACUUGUGAUAGUUUCAUGUGUGGCGCCAACGCAAUAUGCACGCAAAAGAAUAAUGGAGUUACAUGCAAAUGCAGAAAAGGUUUCUUCGGAAACCCUUGGAUAUCAUGCCGACCAGAGUGUGUGAUAAACACAGACUGCAGUUUGAGCCAGGCUUGCAUUAACAACAAAUGCGUUGAUCCUUGCAAUGGAGUAUGUGGAGUUGGAGCUCGAUGUGAAGUUUCUAAUCAUAUUCCCAUAUGUAUAUGUCCUCCAGGUCAAGCUGGGGAUCCAUUUGUAUCUUGUCAUCCAUCUAAACCUAUACAACCUUCUGGGAAUCCGUGCGAUCCAUCACCAUGCGGUCCUUUCAGUAGAUGUUUACUUUCGCCACAAGGAUUUGCAACCUGCUCUUGCUUACCAAACUAUCUCGGCUCUCCACCAGCCUGCAAACCUGAAUGUAUUGCUACUUCAGAAUGCCCACAAACGAGGGCUUGCGUAAAUAGAAAAUGUGUCGAUCCUUGUAUUGGAGCUUGUGGAAAAGAUUCUGUGUGUAAUGUCAUCAAUCAUAAUCCAAUAUGCAGCUGUUCUCCAGGUCAACACGGAGAUCCAUUCGUAAAUUGUUACACACCAAGCCAGCCAGACAUACCAAGAACGAAUCCUUGUAUACCGUCACCGUGUGGACCAAAUUCAAUUUGUCAAGUGAAUAAAGAUAGGCCGGUUUGUUCAUGCGUGGCUGAUUACGUUGGUAGUCCACCCAAUUGCAGACCAGAGUGUGUGAUCAAUCAGGAAUGUCCGAGAGAUAAGGCUUGUGUGAAGGAGAAAUGCGUGAAUCCUUGCGUUAAUUCUUGUGGUAGAAAUGCAAAAUGUAACAUCGUGAACCACGUUCCUUUCUGUACCUGCUUGGAAGGAUACGAAGGAGACGCUUUUAUAGAAUGUUCGAGAAUUCCGAUGCCGAUGCCUAAGGAUCCAUGCAAUCCAUCACCGUGUGGUAUAAACGCUCAGUGUACAUCGAGUGACGGUGUGGCUAGAUGUAGUUGUAUUCCUCCAUACAUCGGAAAUCCGUAUGCUGGAGGAUGCAGACCAGAAUGUACCAUUGAUUCGGACUGUUCGAGCAAUUUGGCAUGCUUAGCACAGCACUGCAGAGAUCCUUGCCAAGGAAGAUGUGGAACCAACGCUGAAUGUUACGUAGUGAACCAUGUUCCGGUAUGUUCUUGUGCUAAAGGCUUCGUUGGAGAUCCAUUCACCUCUUGCAGGCCAGCACCACCUCCCAUUCCUGAAAAUCCAUGUGAGCCUUCUCCAUGCGGACCAAACAGCAUCUGCCAACCGAACCACAACAGGGCAAUCUGUUCAUGCCAACCAGACUUCUUCGGUAGUCCACCAAAUUGCAAACCAGAAUGUCUGCUCAGCUCAGAGUGUGCUCUGAACAAGGCAUGCAUCAAUCAGAAAUGUGUAGAUCCUUGCCCUGGUACCUGCGGAAGGAAUGCCAGAUGUCAAGUGAAGAAUCAUAAUCCUAUUUGCAGUUGUCCGCCUAAUUAUUUCGGAGAUCCAUUCGUUUUAUGUGAGAAAGAAACGAGAGAAGUACCACCAACGACGCCAUGUGUUCCAUCGCCUUGUGGUCCUAAUUCUGAGUGCCGCACUAGUCAAAACAGGGCAGUGUGCUCUUGUCUACCAGGAAUGUAUGGUGCUCCACCAAACUGUCGACCAGAAUGCGUCAUCAACCAGGACUGCCCUUCACACCUGGCUUGCCUGAACAACAAAUGUAAGGAUCCAUGCAUAGGCUCCUGUGGAUUCAACGCUCAGUGUAUAGUAAGGAACCACAAUCCAACUUGCAGCUGCAUAACUGGUUUCGAGGGUGAUCCAUUCUCUGGUUGCAAUCCAAUUCAAAUCUCGCCCGAACCAACUCACCCUUGCAAUCCCUCACCUUGUGGCCCGAAUGCCAUUUGCAAAGAACACAAUAACGUGGGAUCUUGUACAUGUCUACCGGAAUAUUUCGGUGACCCAUAUACUGGUUGCAGACCAGAGUGCCUAAUGAGUAGCGAUUGCGCACACAACCAAGCAUGUUUCAACAUGAAAUGUAAAGAUCCUUGUCCGGGAAGUUGUGGUUUGAACGCUGAAUGUAGCGUUAUAAACCACAAUCCACAGUGUUAUUGUCCCAACGGAUACACCGGAAACGCUCUGACCCUUUGCAGAAAAGUUGAACCUAUUGAAGAACCUAGAAGAAACCCUUGUAUACCAUCACCUUGUGGCCCGUACAGUAUUUGUCGUGUACAGAAUGACAGACCGGUUUGUUCUUGUGACGUUGGGUAUAUUGGAGCUCCCCCAGCAUGUAAACCCGAAUGUUUGAUUAGCGCUGAAUGUUCAAUGGAUAAAGCAUGUAAAAAUCAGAAAUGUAUAGAUCCUUGCCUUGGUACUUGUGGCUACAAUGCUCAUUGCAAAGUGAUUAUGCAUAAUCCUGUAUGUAGCUGCCCAUCUGGGUAUAUUGGAGAUCCAUUCAGUAGAUGUUAUUUGCGACCAAAAAUACCUGAUGUCGAACAAAAUCCAUGUAGUCCAUCGCCUUGCGGUUCAUUCUCUCAAUGCCGUGUACAGAAUAAGAGGCCUGUUUGUUCUUGCUUGCCGAACUAUUACGGUAGACCACCUAACUGUAGACCCGAAUGUACAGUAAGUUCCGAAUGUGACCCGAUGAGAGCAUGUCAAAAUCAAAAAUGCAUAGAUCCAUGCGUUGGUUCAUGCGGUAUCAAUACAGAAUGUGAGGCAAUAAAUCAUGUACCCGUCUGUUUCUGCCUUCCAUUGUUCACCGGGGAUCCUUUCGUUGGAUGUCAAGAAUUACCUCCACCAGUGGAAGAGGAAAGACAUCCUUGCAAUCCCUCACCUUGUGGUGCCAACGCAGUUUGUCGCGAACAAAAUGGAGUAGGUUCUUGUACAUGUUUACCGGAAUAUUUCGGCGAUCCAUACGCUGGUUGUAGGCCAGAAUGUGUAACGAAUAGCGAUUGUACGAUGGAUAAAGCAUGUUUCAAUAAUAAAUGUAGGGAUCCUUGCUCUGGAUCUUGUGGUCUGAACGCAGAAUGUAAGGUUUACAAUCAUGCUCCCAACUGCUAUUGCCUACCAGGAUACACAGGAAACGCAUUGGUCUCUUGUCACGUCAUACAACCUAUUGUGGAAGAAAGAGAUCCAUGCCAACCUUCACCAUGUGGGCCUUUCAGUGAAUGUAGAGUUGUAAAUGGGCAUGCCGUAUGCUCAUGCCAACGGAAUUAUAUCGGUGCACCGCCAGCAUGUAGACCAGAAUGUACAGUUAGUUCUGAAUGUUCCCAAGAUAAAGCAUGUAUUGGGCAAAAAUGUAGAGAUCCUUGUCCUGGAACUUGCAGUCCUAAUGCGAGAUGCAAAGUUAUUAAUCAUAACCCGAUAUGUAGUUGUCCGCCAAGUUACACGGGAGAUCCUUUCCAACUGUGCAUCGAAGAAAGAAAACCUUUACCAAUACCACCUAGCGAUGCAUGUUUACCAUCACCUUGCGGACCGAAUUCCCAAUGUAGGAACAUAAACGGUCGAGCCGUAUGUUCCUGUUUGCCUGACUUUGUUGGUCGUGCACCGAAUUGCAGACCUGAAUGUACCAUUAACACUGAAUGUCCUGGAAACUUGGCUUGUAUCAGGGAAAAAUGUAGAGAUCCUUGUCAAGGUUCUUGCGGUUCGAACAGCAAUUGCAGGGUGGUUCAACAUUCUCCAGUUUGCCAAUGCAACAUUGGUUUCACUGGAGAUCCAUUCGUGGGAUGUACUCAACAAACGAUAGUUGAGGAAGAGCCACAUCCUUGUAACCCAUCGCCUUGCGGCUCAAAUGCUGUUUGCACCGAGAGAAACGGCGUAGGAUCUUGUACGUGUUUGCCUGAGUACUUCGGGGAUCCUUACACAAGUUGUAAACCUGAAUGUGUGAUAAACAACGAUUGUCCUAGAGACAAAACAUGUGUUAACAUGAAAUGCAAAGAUCCUUGUCCAGGAACAUGCGGCUUGAACGCUGAUUGUAGGGUAUUCAAUCACGCCCCAAGUUGUUACUGUAUCGAUGGUUAUACUGGGAACCCAACCAUAGCAUGUCACAUCAUCCAACCUGUGGUUGAAGAGAAAGACCCAUGUCAACCAUCUCCUUGUGGCCCAUACAGUCAAUGUAGGGUUGUAAACGGACACGCAGUAUGUUCUUGCGAUACAAACUACGUAGGUUCCCCACCAAACUGUCGACCAGAAUGUAUGAUAAGCGCUGACUGUCCAAUGGAACUUGCAUGUAUAAACCAGAAAUGUCAAGAUCCUUGCAAAGGAACAUGUGGUAUAAAUGCAAGAUGCCAAGUUGUGAAUCACAAUCCGAUAUGUAGUUGUUCCCCUGGUUUCACCGGAGAUCCAUUCGUCAGAUGUCAACAGGAAGAGAGAAAACCAGCUCCUCCUGAAAAUGUAUGCGUUCCCUCACCAUGUGGACCAAAUGCCAGAUGUAGAGAAAUAGGAGAUAUACCAACAUGCUCUUGUCUAGCAGGUUAUAUUGGUAGACCACCGAAUUGUAGACCAGAAUGUACAAUAAAUGCGGAAUGUUCAAGUGCUUUAGCAUGUCAGAACGAAAAAUGCAUAGAUCCUUGUCCAGGGUCUUGUGGGAUAAAUGCUGAUUGUCAAGUGAUAAACCAUCGUUCCGUAUGUUCUUGUCGAGUAGGAUUCACCGGUGAUCCGUUUGGUGGAUGCUCACAAAUUCCAAUUGUACAACCUACUGAAGAACCGAGAAACCCAUGUAACCCAUCACCAUGCGGCGCUAAUGCUGUUUGCAAAGAAAGAAACGGAAUUGGGUCUUGUACAUGUUUGCCCGAAUAUUUUGGAGAUCCUUAUACCAGUUGUAGACCAGAAUGCGUGACCAAUACUGAUUGUCCCAGAAAUAAAGCAUGUGUUAACAAUAAAUGUAUAGAUCCUUGUCCUGGAACUUGCGGCUUGAACGCGGAGUGUAUUGUGAGCAAUCACGCUCCAGUAUGCAAUUGUUUCCCAGGGUAUACAGGAAAUCCCCAUACAUCCUGCCAUCUACCGCAACCUAUUGUGCAUGAUCAUGUAAAUCCUUGUCAACCAUCUCCAUGUGGACCUUACAGUGUUUGUAAGAUUGUAAAUGAACACGCUGUAUGCUCUUGUCAAGCCAAUUACAUAGGAUCCCCUCCUGCAUGUAGACCAGAAUGCAUGGUCAGCUCAGAAUGCCCACAAGACAAAGCAUGUAUAAAAAAUAAAUGUCAGGAUCCAUGCCUAGCCACAUGUGGAAUCAAUGCAAGAUGUAACACGAUAAAUCAUAACCCUAUAUGUACAUGUCCCUCAGGUUUUGUAGGGGAUCCAUUUGUCCAAUGUAUAAGGGAAAUAACAACUACUCCGAGACCUAGUGAAAACCCUUGUAUACCAUCGCCUUGUGGUCAGAAUUCUCAAUGUAGAAAUGUGGCGGGUCAAGCAGCAUGUUCUUGCUUGCCAAAUUACAUCGGGCGCGCACCAAAUUGUAGACCCGAAUGUACAAUAAACGAGGAAUGCCCAAAUAAUCUAGCAUGUCAGAAAGAGAAAUGCAUUGAUCCUUGUCCAGGGUCUUGUGGAUCUUUCACUAAUUGCAUUGUAGUGAAUCAUGCUCCAAACUGUCAAUGCCUAGCUGGUUUUACUGGUGAUCCAUUCACUGGUUGUUCCCAGAUUCCACCUUCUCCGACUACUGAAAGACCUAGAAAUCCAUGUGAUCCAUCACCAUGUGGUGCUAACGCUGUAUGCAAAGUACAGGGAACAGCAGGUUCUUGUACAUGUUUGAAUGAGUACACAGGAGAUCCUUAUACUGGUUGUAGACCAGAAUGUGUAACGAAUACAGAUUGCGAUAGAAGCAAGGCUUGCGUGAAUAAUAAGUGUAUAGAUCCAUGUCCAGGCACAUGCGGUAUCAAUGCUGAAUGUAGAGUUUUAAAUCAUGCUCCAUCUUGUACCUGUAUAGCAGGAUAUACUGGUGAACCUACACGACUUUGCUACGUUUUAAAACCGGAGAGGAAGCCAAAUUUCCCUUGCCAACCUUCACCAUGUGGGCCAUACAGUCAGUGUCGUGCUAUAAACGAUCAGGCUGUAUGCUCAUGUUCGCCAGGUUUCAUCGGAUCGCCUCCUAUGUGUAGACCUGAAUGCAUCAUAAGUUCAGAAUGCCCUCAAAAUCUCGCUUGUAAAAAUCAGAAAUGCAUUGACCCAUGCCCUGGUACUUGUGGAUUAAACGCCAAUUGUAGGGUCAUAAACCAUAAUCCUAUAUGUGGCUGUUUGCCAGGUUUCUCUGGGGAUCCUUUCACAAGCUGUUCUCGAAUACCUCAAACAACUCCUCCACCUAGACGAGUAGCAUGUGAACCUAGUCCCUGUGGACCAAACUCUCAAUGUAGAAUUGUUGGUGAUCAGCCUGCAUGUUCUUGUUUGCCAAAUUAUAUAGGUCGUCCACCAAACUGCAGACCUGAAUGCAUAAACGAUCUUGAAUGUCCGAAUCAUUUAGCAUGCAAAAACGAAAAAUGUAGAGAUCCAUGUCCUGGAUCUUGUGGAAAUAAUGCCCAAUGUACAGUUGUGAACCAUAAGACUGUAUGCUCUUGUUUACCUGGUUAUAUCGGAGAUCCUAUCAGUUCUUGUAGAAUUGCCCCUCCUCCAUCUACUGAGGGACCACCACCAUCACCUUGCUAUCCUUCACCUUGUGGACCAAACGCAGAAUGUAGAGAAAGAAACGGCGCUGGGGCUUGCUCCUGCGCUACUGGCUUUUUCGGAAACCCAUACGACAAAGACCGAGGUUGUCAUAGAGAAUGUGAAAGAAGCAAUGACUGUGCCCCACAGUUAGCUUGCGUCAAUUUCAAAUGCGUGGAUCCUUGCCCUGGCACUUGUGGAUUAUUGGCCCAGUGCAGUGUUACCAACCAUAUACCUACGUGUACAUGUUUGGAAGGAUUCACUGGCGAUCCGUUCUCGCAGUGCACAGAAAUAAGACGCAAACCGGAGCCGAUGCCACAAGAUCCUUGUCUGAGAUCACCAUGUGGACCUAACAGUCAGUGUAGAAAUGUCAACAGACAACCUGUUUGCUCUUGUUUGCCAAAUUACGUUGGAAGCCCACCAAACUGCAGGCCAGAAUGUGUAGUGAGCUCGGAGUGUACAGAGGAUAGAGCCUGUAUCAACAACAAAUGUGCUGACCCAUGUCCAAAUACUUGCGGAAUUGGGGCACAAUGUACCACGAAAUACCACAAUCCCAUAUGCGCAUGUCCUCCUGGUUACACAGGAGAUCCAUUCACUAGGUGUUCUCCGCAACCUGUUGAGGAGGAGCAAACAGAGAGACCUCCAUCUUGCCAACCAUCACCAUGUGGUCCAAACUCUCAAUGCAGGAUGAUAGGAGGAAACCCAUCCUGCUCUUGUUUGCCGGAAUACAUCGGGAUGCCACCAAAUUGUCGCCCAGAGUGUGUUUUAAGCUCAGAAUGUACAAGUCAGUUGGCUUGUAUCAAACAGAAAUGUCGAGACCCUUGUCCAGGAUCGUGUGGUGUGAAUGCCAAAUGUACCAUACUGAACCACACUCCUAUUUGUACUUGCGAAGAUGGUUACGAAGGUGAUCCUUUCACCCUCUGCUCCAUCAAACCAGCCGUCACAGAACCACCACCAAGGAGCGAUCCAUGUAAUCCAUCACCAUGUGGACCAAACACAAGGUGCGACAAUGGAAUAUGCACGUGUCUGCCAGAAUAUCAAGGAAAUCCAUACGAAUCUUGUCGUCCAGAAUGUGUUUUGAGCGCUGAAUGUACAAGGGACAAGGCUUGUAUCAGGAACAAAUGUGUAGAUCCUUGCCCAGGUGUGUGCGGACAGAAUGCCAGAUGCGAUGUUAUCAACCAUAUUCCAACAUGCUCGUGUCCAGAUGGUCUGGCUGGAGAUCCAUUCACGUUGUGUAGAUCAGCUCCGAAACCACCAGAAAGGAGAGAUCCUUGCAAUCCUUCGCCAUGUGGACCUAACAGUCAAUGUAGAAACAUCAACAAUAACGCUGUUUGUUCAUGUAUUUCCGGAUAUUUUGGAGCUCCACCAAACUGCAAACCAGAGUGUAUUGUCAGCGCAGAAUGCGCGCCAACCAGAGCCUGUAUCAAUCAGAAAUGUAUAGAUCCUUGUCUAGGGUCAUGCGGUAUUGGCGCUAGGUGUGAAGUGAUCAACCACAGCCCUAUAUGUAGUUGUCCCGAAGGACAGACUGGAGAUCCUUUCACUUCAUGCAGAGAAAUCAGAAUUUCUCCCACUCCACCACCGGUCGUCAAUCCAUGCGAUCCAUCUCCAUGUGGACCAAACUCAUUAUGUAGGGUGGUAGGUGAUCAAGCAUCUUGCACUUGUGUCCAGGGUUACGUUGGAAAUCCACCUAGCUGCCGACCUGAAUGCAUAAUCAAUCCUGACUGUCAGGCAAACUUCGCUUGCGUCAACAACAAAUGUAUAGAUCCAUGCCCAGGAAGCUGUGGAGAAAACACAGUAUGUAAAGUUAUAGGCCAUACAGUAUCAUGCUCUUGCUCACCAGGAUACACUGGCAAUCCGUUUGUACAGUGUGUCGUUCAAGCUAAAGACGAAAAAAUAAACCCUUGCGAACCGUCCCCGUGUGGAACGAACGCUGAAUGUAAACAACAGAACGGAGUGGGGUCUUGCAGCUGUAUUCAGGGUUACCAAGGAAAUCCAUACGAGAGUUGUAAGCCGGAGUGUGUAUUGAGUUCCGAUUGUCCAACGAAUAAGGCUUGCAACAGGAAUAAAUGCGUGGAUCCAUGCCCAGGUGUAUGUGGAGUAAACGCUGAGUGUGCUGUAGUAAACCAUAUUCCAACAUGUACAUGCGCUACAGGAUUCGAAGGAGAUCCAUUCACGGAAUGCCGAGUACCACCACCACUACCUACUUCCCCUACAGUAUUCGAUCCUUGUCAACCGUCGCCAUGUGGACCAAACAGCCAGUGUAGGAACGUGAACGGACAAGGAGUAUGCUCCUGCCUGCCAGAAUUCUCAGGAUCACCACCGAAUUGCAAACCAGAGUGUGUAGUCAGUUCUGAGUGUUCACCGAAUCAAGCGUGCCAUAAUUUCAAAUGUGCCAAUCCGUGUGCUGGCUCUUGCGGCUUAGGAGCCAGGUGCGAAGUUAUAAAUCACAAUCCGAUUUGUAGUUGUCCAACUGGUUUCACUGGUGAUCCGUUUGUUAGAUGCCGAGAAAUACCGCCAGAACCUAAACCCAGACCAAAUCUGAAUCCAUGUGUGCCAUCGCCCUGCGGGCCAAAUUCUGAAUGUAGAGUGAUCGGAGAACAGGCUUCAUGCUCUUGUUUGGCCAACUAUCAAGGACCGCCACCAAACUGUAGGCCGGAAUGCAUCGUGAAUACAGACUGCCCCUCAACGAAGGCAUGUAUAAGCGAAAAAUGCCGAGACCCCUGCGUUGGAUCUUGCGGUUUCAACGCAGAGUGCAGAGUUCAGAACCACAUCCCGAUAUGUACUUGCGUCGAAGGUUUCGUCGGGGAUCCUUUCACCCAAUGCCAACCUAAGAGGGUUGAACCGGUUGUGCCGGAAGAUCCUUGCUCUCCAAACCCUUGUGGGCCAAACGCUCAAUGCGACAAUGGGUUAUGUUCGUGUUUGCCGCUUUAUAAUGGGGAUCCGUACAGGGGAUGUAGACCUGAGUGUACGAUGAACACCGACUGUUCGCCGAACAAGGCUUGCAGCAACUCCAGAUGUAUUGAUCCUUGCCCUGGAGCCUGCGGACAAAACGCUGACUGCUCUGUCAUCAACCAUAUACCAACUUGUAGCUGUCCAGCUGGAUACGAAGGAGAUCCGUUUACUGCUUGCAGGAUUGCUGUACCAGUUGUGACUAGAAACCCUUGCGAACCAUCACCGUGUGGACCGAACAGUCUCUGCAGAGUGAACAACGAUGUAGCAGUCUGUUCGUGUCAGCCAGGAUUGAUAGGAAGUCCACCAUCUUGCAGGCCAGAAUGUGUUGUAAGCGCGGAAUGUCCACUUCAACAAGCCUGCUUGAACAACAAAUGCAUCGACCCUUGUCCUGGAACAUGCGGCAUCAACGCCAAAUGUCAAGUGGUCAAUCACAAUCCAAUUUGUAGCUGUCCAAAUGACCUCACCGGAGAUCCGUUUUCUAGAUGCUACCCAAGGCCAGUCGAACCGCAGCCGCCGAUAAACCCCUGUCUGCCGUCGCCGUGCGGUCCUAACGCCGUCUGUCAAGUGCGCGGUGACAGUCCGGCAUGUUCUUGUCUCGAGAAUUACGUCGGUUUGCCGCCCAACUGCCGUCCGGAGUGUACCAUCAACCCGGAGUGUCCCAGCGACCGUUCGUGCAUAAAUCAAAAGUGUCGAGACCCUUGUGCGGGCAGUUGCGGUUUGAACGCGGUGUGUAACGUCGUUAACCACAACCCGGUGUGCGCGUGCGUGCAAGGUUACACCGGAGAUCCGUUCAGAGGCUGUUCCGUCCAACCUGUUCUGGUUGCGCACGAUGAACAACUGAACCCUUGCGUACCAUCCCCGUGCGGUAUAAACGCAAUAUGCAAAGAGAGGAAUGGUGCUGGUUCAUGCAGCUGCCUACCAGAAUACGUUGGGAAUCCGUACGAAGGAUGUAGACCAGAAUGUAUCUACAGUUCCGAUUGCCCGUCUAAUAAGGCUUGCACGAGAAACAAAUGUCAGGAUCCGUGUCCAGGCAGUUGUGGUAGCAACGCGUUGUGCCAAGUUAUAAACCACUCUCCAACCUGUACCUGUUUACCAGGGCAUACAGGCAACCCUAUGUCAUACUGUAACCCUUCACCAUCCUUCGAACCUGUAAGAGACGAAACAAAACCAUGCCAACCAUCGCCAUGCGGACCAAACAGUCAAUGCAAAGAAUACAAUGAUCAAGCUGUAUGUUCUUGCUUAUCCAGUUUCCUAGGUAGUCCUCCUAACUGUAGACCAGAAUGUAUGGUCAGUUCGGAGUGUCCGUUGAACAGGGCUUGUUUGAACAACAAAUGUGUAGAUCCUUGUCUGGGAACAUGCGGAAUCAACACAAAUUGUCAAGUCAUCAACCACAGUCCAAUUUGUAGUUGUAGGUCUGGCUUUUCUGGUGAUCCAUUCACACGAUGCGUACCCUUACCUUCACCUCCAUCAAUUGUCGAACCUGUGGUGACUAAUCCCUGUAUUCCAUCACCUUGUGGUCCCAACUCACAAUGUCGAGAGAUAGGAUCGACGCCAUCUUGUUCUUGUCUUCCAGAAUACAUAGGAAGUCCUCCGAAUUGUAGACCAGAAUGUUUGAUCAAUCAGGAAUGUCCCAGUACUCAGGCUUGUAUCCGCCAAAAAUGUAGAGAUCCUUGUUUGGGCGUUUGUGGAUCUGGUGCUUUAUGCCAAGUGAUAAAUCAUACACCAUCUUGCAUUUGUCCACAGGGUUUUGUAGGAGAUCCUUUCAGCGUCUGCUCAGCGAAGCCAAUAUUAACCGCACCUGUGGAAUCUGAUCCUUGUAAUCCUUCGCCUUGUGGUUCCAAUGCCUUGUGCAAUAAUGGACUCUGUACGUGUUUACCGGAAUAUCAAGGUGACCCUUAUAGGGGUUGCAGACCAGAGUGUAUACUGAACAAUGAAUGUCCUAGAAAUAAGGCUUGCGUAAGGUCCAAAUGCAUUGACCCUUGUCCAGGAACGUGCGCUUCAAAUGCGAUUUGUGAGGUUAUAAAUCAUAUCCCAAUGUGUAGUUGUCCAUCUGGAUAUGCAGGAAACGCUUUCAUGUUUUGCAACGUUAUACAAAAACCAGUUAACAUAAAUCCUUGCUCGCCUUCACCAUGCGGUCCAAACAGCCAAUGUAGAACCAUAAACGAGCAAGCUAUUUGUUCUUGUAUACCAGGUUUCAUUGGUUCACCGCCUACAUGUAGACCAGAAUGUGUGCAGAGUUCGGAAUGUUCAAUGAACGAAGCUUGCGUGAACCAGAAGUGCGUGAAUCCUUGUCUUGGAGCUUGUGGUGUUAGAGCCGAAUGUCAGGUUGUGAACCACAACCCAAUAUGCACGUGUCCUUUGUCGUUCAUUGGAGAUCCUUUCGUUCGUUGUAUUCCAAAACCUGCAGAUGAACAGCCAGUGCUGAAUGUUUGUGAGCCAUCUCCCUGUGGGGCUAAUUCGCAGUGCAGAGAGAUAAAUAAUUUCCCCUCAUGUUCUUGUCUUCCUGGGUUCAGAGGCACUCCACCUAAUUGUAGACCAGAAUGUAUUAGUAACAACGAAUGCGCCAAUCAUUUGGCAUGCAUAGACACCAAGUGCAAAGAUCCUUGCCCUGGAAUAUGUGGUCAAAAUGCUGAAUGCCGCGUGAUAAGUCACGCGCCAAAUUGCGUCUGUUUGCCUGGUUACGAAGGAGAUCCUUUCAGUAACUGCAUAUUCAAAAUCAAACAACCUUUGAUCCAGGAAACGAUAACUCCAUGUUCACCUUCACCUUGUGGUGUUAACGCCGUCUGCAAGGAAAGGAAUAACGCUGGAUCUUGCACUUGCCUACCUGAAUAUAUUGGUAAUCCAUACGAAGGUUGCAGACCGGAGUGUUCGUUGAAUUCCGAUUGUCCACUGAACAAAGCAUGCUUGAGAAACAAGUGCAUCGAUCCAUGUCCUGGAACUUGCGGUCAGAACGCUGACUGUCAGACUGUAAAUCAUAUCCCUUCGUGUACUUGUCGACCUAACUAUCAAGGAAACCCAUUCUUGAUUUGUCAUCCUGCGCAAGCGGUAACAACAGAAGUUGAAGUCAAGAAUCCUUGUCAACCUUCCCCUUGUGGUCCGAACAGUCAAUGCCGAGAAGUAAACACGCAAGCGGUAUGCUCUUGUUUGCCCGAUUUCAUUGGUAGUCCACCAGGUUGUCGACCUGAAUGCGUGAUGAGUCAAGAAUGUCCGAUGAAUGAAGCUUGUGUAAAUCAGAAAUGUGUAGACCCUUGUCCUGGAACAUGCGGUUUGAAUACCCAAUGUCAUGUAAUCAAACACAGUCCCAUCUGUAGUUGCUUGAAUGGUUUCACUGGGGAUCCAUUCACUAGAUGUUUCUCAGUACCACCAAUGAAAGACGAGCCCAUUGCUGUUGUAACGAACCCAUGUGUGCCAUCACCUUGUGGUGCAUAUUCAGAAUGCCGUGACGUAGGUGGACAACCGUCAUGUAUAUGUUUGCCAAACUAUAUCGGAAGCCCACCAAAUUGUAAACCAGAAUGUGUCGUCAACUCUGAAUGCCCAAGUAACCUGGCUUGUAUACGUCAAAAAUGUUCAAACCCUUGUUUAGGCGCUUGUGGUUCAACAGCUCGAUGUAACGUUAUAAAUCAUACCCCAAUAUGUUCUUGUGAGGAAGGUUUCACUGGAAAUCCUUUCGAUUUUUGUAGACCAGCUCCUCCACCAGCACCCGUAGAAACACCAGACCCCUGUAAUCCAAGCCCAUGUGGCCCGAAUGCCCAGUGCAAUAAUGGUAUUUGCACUUGUUUAUUGGAAUUCCAAGGUGAUCCUUACGCAGGAUGUAGACCAGAGUGUGUUUUGAACAACGAUUGCACAAGAAAUCUUGCUUGCGUGAGGAAUAAAUGCGUUGAUCCUUGCAUAGGAACGUGUGGUCAAAAUGCUCAAUGUUCUACUGUGAACCAUAUUCCGAUGUGUACUUGUCUGGAAGGAUAUAUUGGAAAUGCUUUUGUGCUAUGUAAUAAAGCGCCAGUUCGUCCAAUAAAUCUCUGCUCUCCAUCCCCUUGCGGUCCAAAUAGCCAAUGCAGAGAAAUAAACAGUCAACCUGUUUGUUCAUGCGCUCCAGGAUUCAUAGGCUCACCCCCAACAUGCAGACCAGAGUGUAGUAGUAGCUCAGAGUGUCCUCUCAACGAGGCCUGCGUGAAUCAAAAAUGUGUAGAUCCAUGUGCUGGUACCUGUGGCUUGAGUGCUCUCUGUAACGUUGUAAAUCAUAAUCCCAUUUGUUCCUGUCCAACUCAAAUGAUUGGUGAUCCAUUCACGAGGUGUACACCAAAACCAUUGGAAGAACCCGUCGAAAUACAGAAAAAUCCUUGUCAACCAUCUCCAUGCGGUCCAAAUUCUCAGUGUCGAGAAAUAAAUGGGUCCCCAAGUUGUUCGUGCUUAGAAGGAUUUGUGGGAUCUCCACCUCUUUGCAAGCCAGAAUGUAUAAGCAACAGCGAAUGUCCGAAUAACCUUGCAUGUAUUAGACAAAAAUGUAGAGAUCCCUGUCAAGGUAUCUGUGGUCAAAACGCAGAGUGUCGAGUGGUAACCCAUACUCCUAAUUGCGUUUGUUUGUCUGGGUUCAACGGUGAUCCUUUCACCAGCUGUAUUAAGGAAGUAACACCUCAAGAAGUUCUGAAUCCUUGUAGCCCAUCUCCAUGUGGUCCUAACGCAGUAUGUUCACAUAGAAACAGGGCAGGAUCAUGUACUUGUAUUAGAGACUACAUAGGUAACCCUUACGAGGGUUGUAGACCAGAAUGUUCGAUUAAUUCAGAUUGUUCGUCAAACCUAGCGUGUGUUAACGGAAAGUGCAAAGAUCCCUGUCCCGGUUCUUGUGGACAAAAUGCAGUGUGCCAGGUUAUCAAUCAUUUGCCACAAUGUACCUGCUUCUCUGGAUACUCAGGAGAUCCUUUCAGAUUUUGCAGUGUCAUACAACCGGUCGAGGAAGAACCAACAAAUCCUUGUCAACCUAGUCCUUGCGGCCCCAAUAGUCAAUGCAGGGAAGUAAACGGACAAGCAGUCUGCUCCUGUUUGCCAGAAUUCACUGGAAGUCCACCUAGUUGUAGACCAGAGUGCGUUGUGAGUUCGGAAUGUCCCCUAAACAAAGCGUGUAGUCAACAAAAAUGUAUCGAUCCUUGUCCUGGUGUUUGUGGCCUCAAUUCGAAUUGCCAGGUUAUCAAGCACAGUCCAAUCUGUUCUUGUAAGGUUGGAUUCACCGGUGAUCCUUUCACUAGAUGUUACCAAAUUCCACCUCCCUCUGAUGAAUUUAAGCCUGUCGUCGUUUCUAAUCCUUGUCUACCGAGUCCAUGCGGACCUAAUGCAGAGUGUAGAGAUAUAGGUGGUUCGCCAUCUUGCUCGUGCUUGUCCAAUUUCAUGGGAUCACCACCAAACUGUCGACCAGAAUGUAGCAUACACUCGGAAUGUUCAAGUGAUCAGGCUUGUAUCAGGCAGAAAUGUAGGGAUCCAUGUCCAGGUUCUUGUGGAGCUGAGGCAAUUUGUAAAGUUUUAAAUCAUAUUCCAACUUGUAAUUGUCCGGAUGGUUAUGAAGGCGACCCAUUCAGAUAUUGCUCUCCAAAACCUCCGAAGCCUGUUCCAGUUGAGACUGACCCAUGUAAUCCUUCACCCUGUGGAUUCAACACUAAAUGCAACAAUGGUAUAUGCACCUGCUUGCCAGAAUACCAAGGAGAUCCUUAUCAGGGUUGUAGACCAGAAUGCGUAUUGAAUAACGAUUGUGCUUUCAAUAAGGCUUGCAUUAAAAAUAAAUGUGUCGAUCCUUGUCCUGGUACGUGCGGACAAAACGCUGAAUGUUCUGUCUUGAACCAUAUUCCAAUGUGUUAUUGCCUUCAAGGUUUAACAGGAAACGCCUUCAUCUCUUGCAAUGCAGUCUCUGAUGAAAUACCCAAGAAUCCUUGUAAUCCAUCUCCAUGUGGGCAAAACAGUCAAUGUAGAGAAAUCAAUGGACAGGCCGUUUGUUCUUGUAUUCCAGGUUACCUAGGCAAUCCUCCCACAUGCAGGCCUGAAUGUAUGAUCAGCUUAGAGUGUUCAUUAUCUCAGGCAUGCGUGAAUCAGAAAUGCAUCAACCCGUGCCUUGGAACUUGUGGUCUUAACGCUAAAUGUCAAGUCGUCAAUCACAAUCCGAUUUGUAGUUGUCCGCCUGAAUAUAUUGGAGAUCCGUUCACCAGAUGCACCCCAAAACGUAUGCAAUUAUCAUCAGUCAUCGAGGAUGAAUUCACUCAUACCAUUUUACUUUUAGCACCAACUCCAGUUGAAAUCCCUGUGAAUCCAUGUCAACCAUCACCGUGUGGACCAAACGCCAUUUGCAGAGAAAUAAAUAAAUCACCAUCUUGUUCAUGUCUGCCAGAAUUUUUGGGAUCACCACCAAACUGUAGACCUGAAUGUGUGACUAACAGUGAAUGCGCAAAUAGUUUAGCUUGUAUCAACAGAAAAUGUAAAGAUCCUUGCGUUGGAAUGUGUGGUCAGAAUGCUUAUUGUCGUACUGUAAACCACAUUCCGACUUGCAUGUGUAACUCUGGGUUCUACGGCGAUCCAUUCAUUCUCUGCAACGUUGAAAGAAAUAUCACACAGGAAAUUCUGAGCCCUUGUAAUCCAUCACCAUGCGGUUCCAAUGCUGUCUGUAAAGAGCAGAACAGAGCAGGUUCUUGUACUUGUUUAUCAGACUAUAUUGGCAACCCUUACGAAGGAUGCAGACCUGAAUGUACCCUAAACUCUGACUGUUCAUAUAACAAAGCUUGUAUUCGAAACAAAUGCAAGGAUCCUUGCCCUGGAACUUGCGGGCAAAACGCGCAAUGUCAAGUUGUAAAUCACCUUCCUAUGUGCACCUGCUUGCAAGGUUACACAGGAAACCCUUUCAGUUUCUGUAACUUACUACAACCCGUUGAAGACGAGGUUGAGCAAAAUCCUUGCCAACCAAAUCCUUGCGGACCUAACAGUCAAUGCCGUGAAAUAAAUGGUCAAGCAGUUUGCUCUUGUUUACCUAAUUUCUUCGGAUCACCAUCAGCUUGUAGGCCUGAAUGUACGGUUAGUUCAGAAUGUAGUCUGGACAAAGCCUGCGUCAAUAAUAAAUGCACUGAUCCAUGUGCAGGCAGCUGUGGAUUGAACAGCAAUUGCCAAGUUAUAAAUCACAGUCCUAUUUGUACUUGCAAAUCUGGAUAUACCGGAGAUCCAUUCACUAUUUGUAGGCCCAUACCACCAACUACAACAAUCAUAAAGCCUGUUGAGACGAACCCUUGUAUACCGUCACCAUGCGGUCCUAACUCCCAUUGUAGAAAUUCGAAUGGAUUCCCAUCAUGUUCAUGCCUGGAAAAUUUCCAAGGUGUUCCACCAAACUGUAGACCUGAAUGUAUCAUCAAUUCCGAAUGUCCAAGCAAUUUGGCGUGUAUAAGACAAAAAUGUAGAGAUCCUUGUGCUGGAUCUUGCGGUGCUGGCGCUGUUUGCAACGUCAUCAAUCAUACGCCAUCUUGUACUUGUCCCGAAGGAUACACAGGAGAUCCUUUCAAUUACUGUUCACUCAAACCCAAACCUAUAGAGCCAGUCAUUGUUGACAAAUGUAAUCCUUCCCCCUGUGGUCCUAAUACCCUGUGUAGAGAUGGUAUCUGCUCAUGUUUACCAGAAUACCACGGUGAUCCUCUACGAGGUUGUAGACCUGAAUGUGUGUUGAACAACGAUUGUCCAAGGAACAAAGCUUGUAUCAGGAAUAAAUGUGAAGAUCCUUGCCCUGGAACUUGCGGUCAAAACGCUGAAUGCUCCGUUAUCAACCAUAUUCCUAUGUGCACAUGUAUCACAGGUUAUCAAGGAAACGCUUUCGUUGCUUGUAAUCCCCAGCCAGUGCGACCACAAAAUCCAUGCAGUCCAUCUCCUUGUGGACCUAACAGCCAAUGUAGGGAAAUAAACGAACAGGCAGUUUGUUCUUGCGUGCCUGGUUUUAUAGGAAGUCCACCCACUUGCCGACCUGAAUGUGUCACUAGUGCUGAAUGUUCUUUGAAUGAAGCAUGUUCAAACCAGAAAUGUAUCAACCCAUGUCUGGGUACUUGCGGAAUUGGCGCCAAUUGCCAGGUGGUAAACCACAAUCCCAUCUGCUCGUGUCCAUCUUACAUGACUGGAGACCCGUUCGUAAGAUGUUUAAUAGUUGAGGACGAGCCCGUGGUUUCUACCAACCCUUGUCAGCCUUCGCCUUGUGGACCAAACGCCGAAUGUCGCGAAAUAAACGGAUCGCCAUCUUGUUCUUGUUUGGCCACGUUUAUUGGCGUGCCACCAAACUGCAAACCCGAAUGCGUUUCGAACAACGAAUGUCCUAACAACUUGGCCUGCGUAAAUCAGAAAUGCUCAGACCCUUGCCCUGGCAUCUGCGGCACAAACGCUGAAUGUAGGGUGGUCAGUCACACGCCUAACUGCGUUUGCGCGCAAGGUUUCGUUGGAAAUCCAUUCCUAAGUUGCCAGCUACCAUUACCGACGCCUGUAGAAGAAACGAGGCCAUGUAAUCCGUCGCCUUGCGGCUCAAACGCUAAAUGCACGGAGAGGAACAGAGCAGGAUCUUGUACUUGUCUACCAGAUUACAUCGGGAACCCCUACGAAGGAUGCAGGCCUGAAUGUGUAGUACAUUCUGACUGCGUUUCGAAUAAGGCAUGUAUGAACAACAAAUGUCAAGAUCCUUGUCCUGGUACCUGUGGACAGAACGCUCUAUGUUCAGUCGUGAAUCAUUCACCAUCUUGCACUUGUAUCGUUGGUUUCACAGGCGAUCCGUUCAGAUAUUGUAAUCCGCUUCCACCAGUAGCUGUCGAAGAUGAAAAACCAUCGAACCCAUGUCAGCCAAGUCCUUGCGGACCAAAUAGUCAAUGUAGGAACGUGAACGGUCAAGCAGUCUGCUCAUGCUCACCCAAUUUCAUUGGAAGCCCUCCAGGUUGUAGACCAGAAUGCGUGGUCAGCUUUGAAUGUCCUCAAAACCAAGCGUGCGUCAAUCAAAAAUGCGUCGACCCUUGUUUGGAUGGUCCAUGCGGACUCAAUACACGUUGUCAAGUAGUCAACCACAGUCCAAUUUGUACUUGUUCGGCAGGGUAUACAGGAAAUCCUUUCACAGUUUGUCAACUUAUACCACCACCUGAAGCUGAUACACCGGUUAUAACGAAUCCUUGUGUUCCAUCUCCAUGUGGACCAAAUAGUCAGUGUCGUGAAAUUGGAAACAGCCCGUCUUGUUCAUGUUUGUCUGGGUACCUAGGUUCCCCUCCACAGUGUAGGCCAGAAUGCGUUAUCAAUCAGGAAUGCGCUAGCAAUCUAGCUUGUAUACAACAGAAAUGUAGAGAUCCAUGUCCAGGUUCCUGUGGUUCAGGUGCCCAAUGCAGCGUUAUCAACCAUAACUCUAUAUGUACAUGUCCAGAAGGUUACACAGGAGAUUCCUUCACAUAUUGUACCUUGAAACCACCAACACCUGUGGUUGUCGAAUCAGAUCCCUGCAAUCCUAAUCCAUGUGGAUCAAAUGCAGAUUGCAACAACGGUAUAUGCACUUGCAUUGCUGAAUACCAAGGAGAUCCAUACAGAGGCUGCAGACCGGAAUGUAUAACUAGUUCUGAUUGUCCAAGGGACAAGACAUGUUCACGAAAUAAAUGUAUAGAUCCAUGCCCUGGAACGUGUGGACAAAACGCUCUAUGUACGGUUCAUGAGCAUAUACCGAUGUGUAGUUGCUUACAGGGAUAUUCUGGAAACGCUUUCGUUAUCUGUUCACCUAUACCAGCUCCAAUAAUUCAAAACCCAUGCUCUCCAUCGCCGUGUGGUCCGAACAGUCAAUGUAGGGAAAUAAACCAACAAGCAGUGUGUUCUUGUUUACCAAAUUAUAUGGGAAGCCCACCUACUUGUAGACCGGAAUGUGUCACGAGUUCAGAAUGUUUACUGACAAAAGCUUGUGUUAAUCAAAAAUGCAUAAACCCCUGUCCUGGAUCGUGCGGUUUGAACGCCAUUUGUGAAGUGGUAAAUCACAAUCCGAUAUGUAGUUGUCCACCUCAACACAGUGGUGAUCCUUUCUCGAGAUGCUUGCCUUUCCGUAAGUCUACUAUAUCAAAUUAUUCAAUCGAGAUUAGAUCGUGUUCCUUUUUAGAACCAGUUGAAGAUUCCCCUGCGACUCCUUGUCAACCUUCUCCGUGCGGACCAAAUGCUCAAUGCAGAGAAGUGAAUGGAAACCCUUCGUGUUCCUGUUUGCCAGAUUACACCGGUAGUCCUCCAAAUUGUAGACCAGAAUGUGUCAGCAACAAUGAAUGUCCAAAUCAUUUGGCUUGUUUGAACUUGAAGUGUAAAGACCCCUGUCCGAAUACUUGCGGUUCCAACGCUGAAUGUCGAGUAGUAAGUCAUACUCCGAACUGUGCUUGUCUUCCAGGACAUACAGGUGAUCCGUUCACGGCAUGUAGCAUUCAAGCGGCGAUCAUACAACAAGAAGAACUCUCACCUUGUCAGCCCAGUCCUUGUGGCGCGAAUGCUCAAUGUAGGGUUCAGAAUAGAGCAGGUUCUUGUACUUGUUUGAAGGAUUACAUCGGAAACCCGUAUGAAGGAUGCAGACCUGAAUGUACUCUCAACUCAGAUUGUGCACCUUCUAAAGCUUGCGUAAGGAAUAAAUGUAUAAACCCAUGCCCUGGAACUUGUGGAUUGAACGCGAUAUGCCACGUAGUCAAUCAUCUACCAUCGUGCACUUGCUUGCCUGGCUUUACAGGAAAUCCGUUCAGCAACUGCAACAACUUACCUCCACAACCUGUCUACGAUGAACCGAAAAACCCAUGCCAACCAUCACCUUGUGGUCCUAACAGUCAGUGCAGGGAAAUCAACGAACAAGCUGUUUGUUCUUGCCUGGUAUCCUUCGUAGGUUCACCACCAAACUGUAGACCAGAAUGUGUUACCAGCUCAGAAUGUACGCAUGACAAGGCGUGUUUGAAUCAGAAAUGUGUGAAUCCUUGUGAGACCAACUGUGGAUUGAAUGCUAAUUGUCAAGUGAUAAAUCAUUCUCCUAUUUGUUCUUGUCGCGCUGGAUACACUGGAGAUCCGUUCUUCAGAUGCGUUGAAAUCAUUCUGCCUUCAAUCAUCAACCCACCAGUGGUUCAAGAUCCUUGCUAUCCAUCUCCUUGUGGGGCAAACAGCCAAUGUAGAAAUAUAAACGGUAUGCCAUCUUGUUCCUGCCUAGAGAAUUAUUCAGGAACACCACCAAACUGCAGACCCGAAUGUUCAAUAAAUUCUGAGUGUCCAAGUAAUCUAGCAUGUAUAAGAGAAAAAUGCAGAGAUCCUUGUCCAGGUUCUUGCGGAAGCAAUGCUGUUUGCAAUGUUAUAAACCACACUCCUUCAUGCUCUUGUCUAGAAGGAUAUAUAGGAGAUCCUUUCAGUUAUUGUUCUUUGAAACCAGUACCUAGUAAGCCUACAAUAAAAAUUAAAUUGGACUGUUUUCAAUUCGUACAUUUUUUAGCUGAGCCUGCGAUUGUCGAUAAAUGUAACCCAUCACCGUGUGGUGCAAAUACCAAUUGCAAUGAAGGUGUUUGUUCGUGUCUACCAGAGUAUUUCGGUGACCCUUACAUAGGUUGCAGACCCGAAUGUGUUUUGAACAACGAUUGUCCAAGAGAUAAGGCUUGCAUUAGGAAUAAAUGUCAAAAUCCAUGUGUUGGAAUUUGUGGACAGAACGCGGAGUGCUCCGUUGUCAAUCACAUACCCAUUUGUACUUGUUUGCAAGGUUUCAUCGGCAACGCUUUCGUUGUUUGCAACCGCGAACAAGCCGUUGUUGCCACAAAUCCAUGUCGACCAUCACCUUGCGGACCAAACAGUCAAUGUCGAGAAAUCAAUGAACAAGCUGUUUGUUCUUGCGUGCCUGGUUUCAUAGGCAGUCCUCCUUCUUGUAGACCCGAAUGUGUGACCAGCAUGGAAUGCUCUCUUAACGAAGCCUGCGUCAAUCAAAAAUGUCUGGACCCGUGUCCAGGAACUUGUGGUUUGAACGCGUUAUGCAAAGUCGUGAAUCACAAUCCAAUAUGUAGUUGUCCAGGAGAUUAUAUCGGAAACCCUUUCAGUAGAUGUACACCAAAACCUUUGGAAGAGCCUGUAGAAUCGACUGACCCUUGUCAGCCUUCUCCUUGUGGACCAUACUCGCAAUGUAGAGAUAUCAAUGGAUCAUCAUCUUGUUCUUGUUUGGCUGAGUACAUCGGAGUACCUCCUAACUGUAAACCUGAAUGUAUAAGUAACAGCGAAUGUUCUCACAAUCUUGCUUGUAUCAACCAAAAGUGCAAAAACCCUUGUAUGAAUGCAUGUGGAACAAAUGCAGAAUGUCGAGUCAUUAGUCAUACCCCUAACUGUGUUUGUUUGCAAGGAUACAUAGGAAACCCAUUCGUUAACUGUGAACUUCCAAUUGCCCCAAUCGAAACUAUAACACCUUGUUCACCAUCACCUUGUGGGCCAAACGCAGUUUGCAAAGCGCAAAACAGAGCUGGUUCUUGCAUGUGCAUCGAAGGCUACAUAGGAAAUCCAUACGAGGGUUGUAGACCUGAAUGUGUUUUGAAUUCCGAUUGUCCAUCAAAUCUGGCAUGUAUCAAUAACAAAUGUAAAGAUCCUUGCCCAGGAACUUGUGCAACGAACGCUUUAUGCCAAAUUAUAAAUCAUCUUCCAACUUGUACUUGUAUCGAAGGUUUCACUGGAGAUCCAUUUAGAUAUUGUCAAACAAUACCUCCCCAACCUGUAGAAGACAUACCACAGAAUCCCUGUAGACCAAGCCCUUGUGGACCUAACAGUCAAUGCAAAGAGAGUAAUGGUCAAGCGAUAUGUUCGUGCUUGCCAGAUUAUAUCGGUAGUCCACCAAGUUGUCGACCUGAAUGUGUUGUGAGUUCUGAAUGUGCCCAGAAUAAGGCUUGUUCCAAUCAGAAAUGUGUGGAUCCAUGUCCUGGAACAUGCGGUCUAAACGCUGAUUGUCAAGUGAUAAAUCAUAGUCCCAUAUGUAGUUGCAAGAAUUCUUACACUGGAAAUCCAUUCACAACUUGUUACCUUAUGCCACAAAAACCAGUAACUGAACAGACAAAUCCAUGUCAACCAUCGCCGUGUGGUCCAAAUUCGCAAUGUAAAGAAAUCAACGGUUCGCCAUCUUGUUCUUGUCUCGCCGAAUACAUCGGCGUACCGCCCAAUUGUAGACCGGAAUGCGUCAGUAACAGCGAGUGUUCUAGCCAUUUGGCAUGCAUCAACCAGAAAUGCAAAGACCCUUGUCCUGGAAUUUGCGGACAAAAUGCGGAAUGUAGAGUUGUAAGCCAUACGCCAAACUGUGUAUGUUUGCCGCAAUACAUCGGUAACCCGUUUGUACAGUGCAACAUACCACCACCACAACAACCUGUUAAGGUAACACCCUGUGUCCCAUCACCAUGCGGCGCCAACGCCAUUUGCAAGGAACAAAAUAACGCUGGAUCUUGCACUUGCCUUCCCGAAUACAUUGGCAAUCCUUACGAAGGUUGUAGACCUGAGUGCGUACUUAAUUCUGAUUGUGCCUCCAACAAGGCGUGUGUUAGGAACAAGUGUAUAGAUCCUUGUCCAGGGACAUGCGGACAAUUCGCUCAAUGCCAAGUAAUAAAUCACCUACCAUCAUGUAAUUGUUUCGAAGGUUACACAGGAGAUCCAUUCAGAUACUGCAGUUUAACACCAGUUACACAACCGGUUGAAGAUGAGAGGAAUCCUUGCGAUCCAAAUCCAUGCGGUCCAAAUAGCCAAUGUAAAGAAGUAAACGGACAAGCGGUUUGCUCUUGUUUGAUAGAAUUCGUUGGAAGCCCACCCAAUUGUAGGCCGGAGUGUGUUGUAAGCUCAGAGUGUCCACAGCAUCAGGCUUGUAUCAAUAACAAAUGCUCCGAUCCUUGUCCUGGCAGCUGUGGUUUGAACGCCAAUUGUCAAGUUAUUAAUCACAGUCCUAUAUGCAGUUGUGUCCAAGGUCACACCGGUGAUCCAUUCAGCAGAUGUCUUCCACUACCUCCGCCUCCAGUUCCAACACCAAUUAUAAACCCUUGCGUGCCAUCUCCUUGUGGGCCAAACGCCCAAUGUCGGGAGAUAAAUGGAUCGCCAUCUUGUUCAUGUUUGCCAAAUUAUAUAGGUUCGCCACCAAAUUGUAGACCAGAGUGUGUAAUAAAUUCUGAAUGCCCCAGUAACAUGGCGUGCAUCAGGGAAAAAUGCAGAGAUCCUUGUCCUGGUUCUUGUGGAAAUGGAGCUAGUUGUAGCGUAGUUAAUCACACCCCAAUCUGCUCUUGUCCUGAAGGUUUCACAGGAGAUCCUUUCAGUUAUUGCAACUUAGCACCAAAGCCUACAAUUCCUACAACUGACCCCUGUUCACCCUCACCAUGUGGAGCAAAUGCUGAAUGUAAUAACGGUUUGUGUAGUUGCUAUCCAGAAUAUCAGGGUGACCCAUACCAAGGUUGUCGACCUGAAUGUGUACUAAACAACGAUUGCCCUAGAGAUAAGGCUUGUAUCAGAAACAAAUGUAAAGAUCCAUGUCCGGGAACGUGUGGCCAAAACGCUGAUUGCACUGUAAUAAAUCAUAUUCCAACGUGUUCAUGUAGACAAGGAUUUAUUGGAAACGCAUUUGUCUCGUGUUCGCCUGAGCCAGUUGAAACACCGCAAAACCCUUGUUCUCCUUCACCUUGUGGUCCUAACAGCCAAUGUAGGGAGAUAAACGGACAGGCUGUAUGUUCUUGCGUACCAGGUUUUAUCGGUAGUCCACCAACUUGCAGACCAGAAUGUGUAACAAGUUCUGAGUGUCCUUUGAAUCAAGCUUGCCUCAAUCAGAAAUGCAUUGAUCCUUGUCCUGGUACUUGUGGUCUCAAUGCCAUUUGUCAAGUAACGAACCAUAAUCCGAUUUGUAGUUGUCCACCGCGUAAUACUGGAGAUCCAUUCACAAGAUGUUUACCAAUAAUGGAAGAGCCCAUUGAAGUACCAACAAAUCCAUGUCAACCCUCGCCAUGUGGACCAAACUCACAGUGCAGAGAGAUCAAUGGAUCUCCAUCCUGUUCUUGUUUACCAAAUUUCAUCGGAACUCCGCCAAAUUGCAAGCCUGAAUGCGUUAGUAGCAGCGAGUGCUCUAGUCAUUUGGCUUGUAUCAAUCAAAAAUGUAAAGAUCCUUGUCCAGGUGUUUGUGGACAAAAUGCUGAAUGUAGAGUUGUCAGUCACACUCCUAACUGUGUUUGCCAACAAGGUUUUAUUGGAGAUCCAUUCACAAUAUGCAGUCCACAAACUCAACCUGCGGUACCUGUAACACCUUGCUUACCAAAUCCUUGUGGAAAUAAUGCCUUAUGUAAGGAGCAGAACAACGCAGGAUCUUGUACCUGCGUCCAAGGGUAUAUUGGUAAUCCUUAUGAAGGCUGUAGACCUGAAUGUAUAUUGAACUCUGAUUGUCCUUCGAAUAAGGCUUGUAUCAAUAGCAAAUGCGGUGAUCCUUGUCCUGGAACAUGCGGACAGAAUGCACAAUGUCAAGUCAUCAACCAUUUACCGUCAUGUACCUGUUUCGCUGGGUAUACAGGAGAUCCAUUCCGUUACUGUAAUUUAAUACCUCAACCGAUAUUGGAAGAACCGAUCAAUCCUUGUCAACCAAGUCCUUGUGGUCCGAAUAGUCAAUGCAGAGAAGUGAACGAUCAAGCCGUUUGUUCUUGUCUUCCAAAUUAUGUGGGAAGCCCACCAGGUUGUAGGCCAGAGUGUACAACUAGUUCGGAAUGUCCAUUACAUCAGUCUUGUAUUAAUCAAAAAUGCUCAGAUCCAUGCCUGGGUACCUGUGGUCUCAACACUAACUGUCAAGUGAUUAACCACAGUCCCAUUUGUUCAUGUUUGCCCGGAAAUACGGGAGAUCCGUUCACCAGAUGUUAUCCUUCGCCAAGUAAGCGCUUUUCUUCAAAUGAAUCUAUAGAAGGUAUUAAUUCUCAAUGUUCUUCAGCGCCACAACCUGUGCCAGAACCCAUUUUGAAUCCAUGUCAGCCAUCACCAUGCGGACCGAACAGCCAAUGUAGGGAUAUAGGGGGCAAUCCAUCUUGUUCUUGUCUACCAAGCUUCACUGGUAGCCCACCAAAUUGUCGACCAGAAUGUUCCAUCAACUCUGAAUGCUCCAGUAAUCAAGCUUGCAUUCGUAACAAAUGUAUGGAUCCAUGUCCUGGCUCAUGUGGAUUGAACGCCCAAUGUAAUGUCAUAAAUCAUACACCAAUCUGUACUUGCUUCGAAGGAUACGUAGGUGAUCCAUUCGUUGCUUGUCAAGUUAAGAAGGAAGAACCUAAACCGGUGAUUCAAGAUCCUUGCAAUCCUUCGCCAUGUGGUCCAAACGCAUUAUGUGAUCAUGGUGUAUGUAGUUGUAUACCGGAAUACGAAGGAGAUCCCUACAGAGGUUGUAGACCGGAAUGUGUACUCAACAGCGAUUGUCCCAGGGAUAAGGCUUGUAUAAGGAAUAAAUGUACGGAUCCUUGUCCAGGAACAUGUGGUCAAAACGCUCAAUGUUUGGUUGUCAACCACAUACCAACUUGCACUUGCAACAAUGGCUUCCAAGGGAAUGCAUUUAUUCUAUGUUCCCCAGUACCAGAACCUACAGUGACCCACCCAUGUCAACCUUCUCCAUGUGGCGCAAACAGUCAGUGCAGAGAAUUUAACGGUCAAGCUGUUUGUUCUUGCGUGCCAGGAUUCAUAGGAAGUCCACCAACUUGUAGGCCAGAAUGUGUGACAAGUUCAGAAUGCCCAUUGAACCAGGCUUGUGUUAAUCAAAAAUGCAUCGAUCCAUGUCCAGGAACAUGCGGUCUAAGUGCUAACUGCCAAGUUGUCAAUCACAAUCCAAUUUGCUCUUGCUCACCUGGAUUUAGUGGUGAUCCAUUCACACGUUGCGUUCCCAUAAGGGAUGAACCAAAGCCACCUGUCAAUCCUUGCCAGCCUUCACCAUGCGGUCCGAACUCUCAGUGUAGAGAAGUGGGAGAUGCGCCUUCUUGCUCUUGUUUGCCAGAAUUCAUAGGCACACCGCCAAAUUGUAAGCCAGAAUGCGUGAGUAACAGCGAAUGUCCAAACCACCUGGCUUGUAUUUCGCAAAAAUGUAAGGAUCCUUGUCCUGGAUCCUGCGGACAGAACGCGGAAUGCAAAGUCCUCAGUCACACCCCCAACUGUGUUUGUAUUACCGGAUAUGUUGGAAAUCCGUUUAUAAAUUGCCAACCGAAACAAGAAGAACCAGUAGUGGAAAAACCUACACCUUGCAUUCCAUCACCUUGCGGUACUAACGCAAUUUGCAGGGAAAAUAACGGAGCAGGAUCUUGCACUUGUUUACCAGACUUCAUAGGAAAUCCUUACGAAGGAUGCAGACCUGAGUGUGUACUCAAUUCCGAUUGUCCAUCUAACAAAGCUUGUAUAUCAGGGAAAUGUAAAGACCCUUGUCCUGGAACUUGCGGAGCAAAUGCAGAUUGUCAAGUUAUCAACCACUUACCAACAUGUACAUGUCGUCCUUCCUAUUCGGGAGAUCCGUUCAGAUUUUGUCAGUUGCAACAACCCGUUCAAGAGGAACCAACAAAUCCUUGCCAACCAAGUCCUUGCGGUCCAAACAGUCAAUGUCGUGAGGUAAAUGGACAGGCAGUUUGUUCUUGUUUGCCAGAAUAUAGCGGUAGUCCACCCAACUGCAGACCAGAAUGUGUUGUCAGUUCGGAAUGUGCAUCUGAUAAAGCUUGCAUAAAUCAAAAAUGUACCGAUCCUUGUCCAGGCACUUGUGGUCUGAACACAAACUGUCAGGUUAUCAAUCACAGUCCCAUUUGUAGUUGUGUGAAUGGACACACUGGAGAUCCAUUCACUAGAUGUUAUCCUUUACCACCUCCACCACAACCUGUACCACAACCAACCAUCAAUCCAUGUGUACCAUCACCUUGUGGUCCUUAUUCUCAAUGUAGGGAAUUAGGCAACUAUCCAGCUUGUUCCUGCGUGGAAGGGUAUAUUGGUAAUCCUCCCAAUUGUAGACCGGAAUGUAGUAUAAAUUCCGAGUGCCCAAGUAAUUUAGCUUGCAUCAGAGAGAAAUGUAGGGACCCAUGUCCUGGAUCAUGUGGUGCAAACGCCAUUUGCAACGUUAUCAAUCACACCCCUUCAUGUUCUUGCCCUGAAGGCUACACUGGAGAUUCUUUCACUUAUUGUACUCCAAAACCGAUCAUAACUGAACCUCAAAUCGUCGACAAGUGUAAUCCCUCACCGUGUGGCCAAAAUACAAUUUGUAACGAUGGUGUUUGUACAUGCUUGGCAGAAUAUCAGGGAAAUCCACUCAUUGGAUGUAGACCUGAAUGUGUACUGAACAACGAUUGCCCCAGAAACAAAGCAUGUUUGAGGAAUAAAUGUGUGGAUCCUUGCGUUGGUGUUUGUGGCCAAAACGCAGAGUGUGUCGUAAUAAACCAUAUCCCAACUUGUAACUGCUUACAAGGAUUCAUUGGAAACGCUUUCGUUCAAUGUAUUAGUGAACCAGUGAAAGAAGAGACCAACCCAUGUAGUCCAUCACCUUGUGGUCCAAACAGUCAGUGCAGAGAAAUCAACGGACAAGCCGUUUGUUCUUGUGUUGUAGGCUAUAUAGGAAGUCCACCAAAUUGUAGGCCUGAAUGUAUAACAAGUACAGAAUGUCCAUUGAACGAAGCUUGCGUGAACCAAAAAUGUAUAGAUCCAUGUCCUGGAACGUGUGGAUUUAAUGCUCUCUGUCAAGUCGUCAACCAUAAUCCUAUUUGCAGUUGUCCUCCAAACCAUUCUGGAGAUCCAUUCACUAGAUGUCUCCCAAUAAGGGAAGAACCAGUUGUUGAACCUACCAACCCAUGCGUACCAUCUCCUUGUGGUCCUAAUUCACAAUGUAGGGAUAUAAAUGGAUCGCCAUCUUGUUCUUGCCUUCCAGAAUUCAUCGGAACUUCUCCUAACUGCAGACCGGAAUGCGUCAGUAAUUCCGAAUGUUCAUAUAACUUGGCCUGCAUAAACCAGAAAUGUAAAGACCCUUGUCCAGGUAGCUGCGGUGUCAAUGCAGAGUGUCGUGUGGUUAGCCAUACGCCAAAUUGUUACUGCGUCCAAAAUUACGUUGGUAAUCCUUUCAUAAGAUGCGAAGAACCUAAAGCUCCCAAACCAAUGGACUCGGUCAAUCCUUGUUACCCCAAUCCAUGCGGGGCAAAUGCAAUUUGUAGGGAACAGAACAAUGCAGGGUCUUGUACUUGUAUUCAAGAUUACAUAGGAAAUCCUUAUGAAGGCUGUAGACCAGAAUGUGUUCUGAAUUCGGAUUGUUCAUCAAAUAAGGCUUGUAUUAGGAACAAAUGUGCGGAUCCUUGUCCUGGAACUUGCGGACAAAAUGCUGAAUGUCAAGUUAUAAACCAUCUACCUUCAUGUUCUUGCCUAUCCCGGUUCACUGGAGAUCCAUUCAGAUAUUGUACUUUGAUAGUCGAACCUGUAGUUGAACCACCAAGGAAUCCUUGUCAACCAAGUCCUUGCGGACCUAACAGCCAAUGUCGCGAAGUGAAUGGUCAAGCGGUUUGUUCAUGUUUACCGGAGUACAGUGGAAGUCCGCCAAGUUGUAGGCCAGAAUGUACAAGUAGUUCAGAAUGUCCUCUAAACCGGGCUUGUAUCAACCAAAAAUGUGCUGAUCCUUGUCCUGGCAGUUGCGGCCUGAACGCUGUUUGCGAAAUUGUGAAUCAUAGUCCGAUUUGUAGUUGUCAGGAGGGACAUACUGGUGAUCCAUUCAGUAGAUGUUACCCAUUACCUCCACCUCGACCAGAGCCACAACCGGUCUUGAACCCUUGCGAACCAUCACCUUGCGGACCUUAUUCCAUAUGUCAAGACAUAAACGGUUCUCCAUCAUGUGCCUGUUUGCAAAAUUACAUUGGUAGUCCACCAAACUGCAGACCUGAAUGUACGAUAAAUGCUGAAUGUCCAAGUAACUUGGCUUGUAUGAGAGAAAAAUGUAGGGAUCCUUGUCCUGGUUCUUGUGGAUCAAAUGCUCGUUGUAACGUUGUCAAUCACACACCUAUCUGUUCAUGUCUUGAAGGCUAUAGCGGUGAUCCGUUCAGUUUUUGUUCAAUAAGACCUACUCCAAGUACGUAUAAUCCCAUUUUGUCAUCGAAAUCCUUUACCGAGCAAACAUAUAUUUUAGCGCCAGUCAAAGAUGAUCCUUGCAAUCCAUCACCUUGCGGUCCAAAUGCUCAAUGCAACAAUGGCCAAUGUACAUGCCUCCCCGAAUAUCAGGGUGACCCAUAUAGAGGAUGUAGACCUGAAUGUGUCCUAAACAAUGACUGUCCUCGAAACAAGGCAUGUUCAAGGAAUAAAUGUGUAGAUCCUUGUCCUGGAACUUGCGGCCAAAACGCGGAAUGUACCGUGAUAAACCAUAUAGCCACUUGCAGCUGCAUACAAGGAUUUGUAGGAAAUGCUUUCGUACAAUGUAACCAAAUACCAGUGUCUGAACCCAAGAAUCCUUGCAAUCCAUCACCUUGCGGACCUAACAGUCAAUGUAGGAAUAUUGGAGAACAAGCUGUAUGCUCCUGUGUACCGGGUUACAUGGGAACGCCUCCAAAUUGUAGACCGGAAUGUACAACAUCUUCAGAUUGUCAGUUAACCGAAGCUUGCGUGAAUCAGAAAUGCAUAGACCCAUGUCCUGGCACUUGCGGUUUGAACGCAUUGUGUCAAGUGAACAAUCAUAAUCCAAUUUGUAGUUGUCCACCGAGGUAUUCUGGAAAUCCAUUCACGCUGUGUCAGAUAAUAUAUGAGCCCGUUGUUGAACCCAAAAAUCCAUGCCAACCAUCACCAUGCGGUCCCAAUUCACAAUGUAGGGAUAUUAAUGGUUCUCCAUCUUGCUCCUGUCUGCCAGAGUUUGUGGGGGUACCUCCAAACUGUAAACCGGAGUGUGUUAGUAAUGGGGAAUGCCCGUAUAAUCUAGCUUGCAUUGGACAGAAAUGUAAAGACCCAUGUCCAGGUGUUUGUGGAGUAAACGCAGAUUGUAGGGUAGUUAGUCACACGCCUAACUGCGUAUGUCUGAGUGGAUUUUCUGGAAAUCCAUUCGAACGAUGCGUACUACCACAACCGCCACAACCUAAACCUGCAGAUCCGGUUAACCCUUGUGUACCAUCUCCAUGUGGAGCUAACGCUGUUUGUAGGGAACAAGGUAAUGCGGCAGCAUGUACUUGUAUUCCUGGCUACUUCGGAAACCCCUACGAUGGCUGUAGACCGGAAUGUACUAUAAAUUCAGAUUGCCCGUCCAACAAGGCUUGUUUCAACUACAAAUGUCAAGAUCCUUGUCCAGGAACGUGUGGUAACAACGCUAUUUGUCAAGUUAUCAAUCAUCUACCUACAUGCUCCUGUCCUCCACCAUAUACUGGGGAUCCGUUCAGAAUUUGCAACUUCGCUAUAGAAGAAGAACCGAUACCUGUGAAUCCCUGUCAACCAAAUCCUUGCGGACCCAACAGUCAGUGCCGACAAACCAACGGUCAGGCUGUCUGUUCUUGUCUUCCAACUUAUGUAGGUUCACCACCAAGCUGCAGACCAGAAUGUGUGGUCAGUAGUGAAUGCCCCUUGGACAAGGCUUGUAUAAAUCAAAAAUGCCAAGAUCCUUGCCCUGGAACUUGCGGUAUAAACGCCCGAUGCGAGGUCAGGAAUCACAGCCCUAUCUGUAGCUGUAAAAUAGAUAUGACCGGAGAUCCUUUCGUCAGAUGUUACCCCUUGCCUCCAUCACCACCCGAACCAAAACCUGCGGAUAACCCUUGCGUACCAUCCCCUUGCGGUCCUAAUUCUCAAUGCAGGGACAUAAAUGGGGUUGCCGUAUGUUCUUGUCUACCCAACAUGGUCGGUUCGGCACCAAACUGCAGACCUGAAUGCGUUAUAAACUCGGAGUGUAUAAGCAGUUUGGCUUGUAUUAAUGAAAAAUGUAGAGACCCAUGUCCUGGUUCCUGCGGGUUCGGAGCUAUAUGUGAAGUUAUCAAUCAUAAUCCGAACUGUAGGUGUCCAGAAGGGUAUCAAGGAAACGCUUUCGUCUCUUGCUUACCAACGCCCAAACCUUUGCCUACUCCACCUCCGUCAGACCCUUGCAAUCCAUCACCUUGUGGUCAAAACGCUGUGUGUAAUAAUGGUCAAUGCACAUGCGUGCCUGAAUAUCAAGGCGAUCCUUACCGAGGUUGUAGACCUGAGUGUGUGUUAAACAGCGACUGCGCAAGGAAUAGAGCUUGCUUGAGGAAUAAGUGCGUAGAUCCUUGUCCAGGUACUUGUGGUCAGAAUGCCGAAUGUAGCGUUUACAACCAUAUAGCCAUGUGCACUUGUAUCCAAGGCUAUAACGGAAAUCCAUUUAUCGCCUGUUCGAAGAUUGAGAAUCCUCCACCAUCGAACCCAUGCUAUCCUUCGCCAUGCGGACCGAACAGUCAGUGUAGGGAUAUAGGAGGACAGGCAAUCUGUUCUUGUCUGAUAGGUUACUUCGGAAGUCCGCCAUCUUGCAGGCCCGAAUGUACCACCAGUACAGAUUGUCUGCAAAACAUGGCUUGCGUGAACCAGAGAUGCGUCGACCCAUGUCCUGGAACUUGCGGAAUAAAUGCGCUCUGUCAGGUUAUCAACCACAACCCAAUCUGUAGUUGCCCACCAAACUAUAGCGGAGAUCCAUUCAUAAGAUGUCAGGUUGUAAUCGUUGAAACAAGACCCAAUCCCGUGGUUAUACCAACGGAAGACCCUUGCGUUCCAAACCCUUGCGGUUCGAACUCCAUUUGCGAACCUACAACAGGGGGAAGAUAUCAAUGCUCAUGUGUUGCUGGAUAUUUCGGAAACCCACCAUUCUGCAGGCCUGAAUGCUUGCAGAACGAUGAGUGCUCGAGGGAGCUCGCUUGCAUCAAUAUGAAAUGCAGAGAUCCAUGUCCUGGGUCUUGCGGAUUGAAUACGAGAUGUGUUGUGGUCAACCACGUGCCGAACUGUGCUUGUUUGGACGGUUUCGUCGGUGAUCCAUUCAGAUCUUGUUAUCCAAAACCAAAACCAACACCACCGCCUAAGGAAAUCAAUCCUUGUCAACCAUCUCCAUGUGGGCCGAACGCUGUGUGCAGAGUGAUUAACAACUAUGCCGUCUGCGAGUGUAUACCAGAGUACAGAGGAAACCCUUACGAGUCCUGUAGACCAGAGUGUCUGUCGAAUUCGGACUGUACAAUGAACAGAGCUUGCAUAAGGAACAAAUGCCAAGAUCCAUGUCCUGGAACUUGCGGUAUCAAUGCUAUGUGCUCGGUCUUGAACCACGUACCAAUAUGCAGUUGUCCGGAUGGUUUCACAGGCGAUGCCUUCAGAAUUUGCACAGAAGUUAUAGUACCACCACCUCGUGAUCCAUGCAACCCUUCACCAUGCGGCAUGAACACCGUCUGCAGAACAUUGGGCGAAAACGCCGUCUGCGAAUGCCUGCCAGGUUUCUUCGGAAACCCAACGAGUGGAGGUUGCAGACCGGAAUGCACCAUCAGCGCGGACUGUCCCAGAGACAAGGCUUGCGUCAACUCCAAAUGUAUAGAUCCUUGCGUGGGCGUAUGCGGUUUCAACGCACAAUGCCACGUGGUCAACCACAGUCCCAUCUGUAGCUGUCCGCCGCCACUGAUAGGAAAUCCGUUCGAGCUGUGCGUGGAACAGAAAGAACCGGCAGAUCCAUGCAAUCCUUCACCUUGCGGACCUAACGGUCAAUGUAGGGUUAUCAACGGUGUGGCAAGCUGCAACUAUCCAGAAUGUAUCAUCAAUCAGGACUGUCCGAGGGAUAAGGCUUGUUACAGUCAGAGGUGUGGGGAUCCUUGCAGGGAUGCUUGUGGAGUUAAUGCGCUCUGUCAGGUCAUCAAUCACAAGGCGAUCUGUAGAUGUCCACCAGAAUACGUCGGGUCUCCAGAGGUACAAUGUCGACUCGAGCCAAGAGUGCCUCAACCCAAGGUGGAAUGCCUUCAAGAUUCCGAUUGCACCAACGACAAAGCCUGCAUCGACAACCGUUGUCAGGACCCAUGCUCCGUAUCUCAAGGCAUCUGCGGUCAAAACGCGGAAUGCAGACCACAACUGCACAGAGCCCUCUGCAUCUGCAGAGAAGGAUACACCGGAAACGCUCAAUCGGCCUGCUUCGAAAUCGGCUGUCGUUCGAACUCAGACUGUCCACCGAUACAGGCGUGCAUCAACAGAGAGUGUCUUGACCCUUGCUCGUACACCUCUUGCGGAUUGAACGCCCUGUGCAAACCGGACUCGAACCACAGGGCCAGAUGCUACUGUCCCGAGAACUUCAAGGGAGAUCCGUUCAUCAGAUGCGAAAGACCGGAAUGUACCAACGAUAACGAAUGUCCUUACAACUUGGCGUGUAGGAACGAACGUUGUGAGGAUCCUUGCAAGUGCGGAUUGUCGGCCAUUUGUUCAGUUAACAACCACAGGCCGCAAUGUUCUUGUCCGCCAGGUUAUAUAGGAAAUCCACUGGUGUCGUGUAAUCUCCAACCGGUGGUGUCAGCCGAAUGUAAAAUGGACGCUGAUUGUCCCAGCAAACUGGCAUGUUUCAGCGGUAAAUGUAAGAACCCAUGCACAGAAACUACACCAUGUGGAGUCAACGCAGAAUGCGUGGUAGUGGACUCUCUACCACUCAGAACCAUGUCAUGCAUUUGCCUGCCAGGGUAUGUUGGAGAUGCAGACAAAGAAUGUAGACUGGAAAUCGAAGAGGGUUGCAAGAGCCAUAACGACUGCGCAUUCACGGAAGCUUGUUUGAACAGGAGAUGUGUCAAUCCUUGCGCUGUGGGAAGUCCAUGUGCCGUUACGGCCCUUUGUGACCCACAAAACCACAAGGCGGUUUGUAGAUGUCCAUCAGGGUUCAUUGGUGAUCCAUUCGUCAAAUGCUACGAGGGUCUGGUACCUAAGGAGGAAUGCUUAACAAGUUUGGAUUGCCCCAACGACAAAUCAUGCAUCAAUCAACAUUGCCAAGAUCCAUGUUUGACUUCGAACCCUUGUGGAACUGACGCUCAAUGCAGGACCUUACAACAUCACCCCACCUGCUCCUGUCCGGAAGGUUGGGGAGGCAACCCACAAGUCUUGUGUUAUAAACCUGAAUGUAAAUCGAAUGACGAGUGUCCAUACAACAAGGCUUGCAUCAACGAGAACUGUCUGGACCCUUGCAACAGCUUGUCUUGCGGAAGGGGUGCAGAGUGUCUGGUUAAGAACCAUUGGGCUCAAUGCACAUGUCCAGCUGGCACACAAGGAAAUCCGCUGAUAUCAUGCAUAGCCGGUAUAUGUCAAUACAACGAAGACUGUGGAGAUCAAGAGGCUUGCGAUCGACUCAACAGAGUGUGCAGACCAGUUUGUCAAGAAGACACAUGCGCGGAUACAGCGAUCUGUGAAGCCCAAGCACAUCAACCUAGAUGCAGGUGUCCACCGGGCACUGAAGGCAAUCCUUACCAAGAGUGUGUGAAAGGAAAAACACCCGAACCAAGCCCUGAAUGCAAGAUGGACAUCGACUGUCCAUCUCAAUACGCUUGUAUCGAACAACGUUGCUUGAAUCCGUGCUUGGAGAACAACGUAUGCACGCCUGAUCAAGAAUGCAGAGUGUUAGACACACUGCCGUUACGUACCAUCAUGUGCCAAUGUCCACCAGAUACAAUAGCCGAUAUAUCAGGACGUUGUAGAGCAAUUGUAGUGGUAGAACCACAAUGUAGGGUCGAUUCGGAUUGUACAGACAGAGAGAAAUGUAUAUCAGGGAACUGCAUCGAAGCUUGCAGGAUCGAUAUGUGUGGUAUCAACGCCUUGUGUAAUUCGCAACACCAUCAAGCUAUCUGUAGCUGUUCACCGGGCUAUACAGGAAAUCCACAUAUUGAAUGCACAGUUUCGAGACCACCAAUUACUGGACCUGUCCCUGAAUGUUACUCUGACGACGAAUGUAGUUAUGACAAAGCUUGCUCGAAUGAAAGAUGUAUCAAUCCUUGCCUGAAAGAUAGACCAUGCGGGGUUGGUGCUUUCUGCUCGGUGAACAAUCAUAAAGCAGUUUGCACAUGUCCAAUUGGUUUUGAAGGAAGUCCACACACUGAAUGUUUACCACCACUUGGACCAACGGUAGGAUGUACAUCGAACUCAGAGUGCGCGCAGACAGAUUCUUGCGUGAACGGCAUCUGUAUCAACCCAUGCAACUGCGGACCUAACGCGCAAUGUAACAUCAUAAACCAUUAUCCAAUGUGUUUCUGUAAACCUGGAUAUUCUGGAAACCCACAACUUGGCUGCAUCAAACUGGGAUGUCAAAGUGACAACGAAUGUAACAACGACCAACAGUGCUACAACGGACAAUGCGUCGAUCCAUGCAUACUGGGCGAUCCGUGCGCAACGAGCGCCAUAUGUUACGGCAACAACCACAUAGCCUCGUGCAAAUGUGCCCCAGGAUACGAGGGUAAUCCAUUCGAUAGAUGCGAGAGGAUAGAGUGCCACACCGAUUCGGAAUGCCCGAACAACAGGGCUUGCAUACAGAAGCACUGCGUGGACCCUUGCAGCACCGUCGCAAAUCCACCAUGUGCACACAACGCCAUUUGCUACGCGCAGAAUCACGUGGCCGGUUGUCAGUGUCCACCGCAUCUACCAGAAGGAAACCCGUUAGCUUACUGUACAGCGCCGGUGAUAAUCGGCAAAGAAUGCGAACUAGACCUGGAUUGUCCGAGCCAGUUGGCUUGCAUCAAGGAGAAAUGCGUCAACCCUUGUAAAACGUUGUCACCAUGCCACAGCACCGCCCACUGCAGCGUUUUGGACACGAUACCAGUACGAACCAUGAUUUGUACUUGCCCAGAAGGAUGGGUGCCUAAUGAAAACGGAGAAUGCCACGCUGUAGUUAUACCGAUACCACCCGGUUGUACAUCCGACAACGACUGUUCUGCUAAAGAAGCCUGCAUCAACAGAAGGUGUAGAAACCCUUGUGACUGCGGUACAAACGCCAACUGCCUCGUACAGAACCACAGACCAAUCUGCUCCUGUUCGAACGGUUUCGAAGGCAAUCCAAACAUCGCCUGCUACGCCGUCGGUUGUAGGAUUGAUUCUGAGUGCGAGUCUGGAAAGGCUUGCGUGAACGGAAACUGCGUCAAUCCUUGUUUGGUGGAAGAUCCAUGCGGCGUUAAUGCGGAAUGUUACGUUUAUCAGAACAGGGCUCAGUGCAGAUGUAUCAGCGGUUACAGGGGAAAUCCAUUCGAGAGGUGUAACAUCGUUGGGUGUAUAUCCAACAGCGACUGUCCUGGUGAUAGGCAAUGUAGAAACACUCAAUGCGUUGACCCUUGCAUUUACGACAGCCCUUGCUCACCGAGAGCAGAAUGCAAGGUGCAGAACCACAUGGCUUUAUGCAGGUGUAGGUAUGGUUUCAUCGGUAAUCCUUACGUGGACUGCAAACCGGAACCUCAGCCUGAGUGUAGAGAAGAUCCGGAAUGUCCAUCAAGGCUGGCCUGUCUUAACAACAAAUGCCAAGAUCCUUGCGUUGUACUGGAACCAUGCCACAGACCAUCAGAGUGCGUGGUUGUCGGAUCAGUACCUGUACGUACCAUGAUCUGCGUGUGUCCACCUGGUUACAUCAGCAGCGGAAGCGGUACCUGCCAUCCUGUGAAAGCUAUAGAGGUCGGAGCCUGCGUGGUUGACGAGGAAUGUCCAGCCGAUAAGUCUUGCAUCAGCGGAAUCUGCAGAGACCCAUGCAACUGCGGUCUCAACGCAGAAUGCAGGAUCAAAAACCACAAACCAGUAUGUACUUGCAAGCAAGGCUACGACGGAAAUCCAGAGAUCGAAUGUGAGAGGACAGGAUGCAGAAAUGACGAACAAUGUUCAGGUCAACACAUCUGCGUGAACAGACAAUGCGUACCAGUUUGCGAUGUCGAUGGAUCCUCUUGCGGAAAAGACGCUGUCUGCUAUGGCGUCAACCACCAUGCAGUUUGCGAUUGUCCGCCAGGUUUCAUCGGUAAUCCAGAAAUAUCUUGUGUUCUGGUUGGUUGCAGAUCUGACAGCGAAUGUCCUGGGGGUAGGGCUUGCGUGAACAACAAAUGCGACAACCCGUGUGAGACCGACAAUCCUUGCUCCGCACCAGCAGAAUGCAAGGUCUACAACCAUAUGGUCGAAUGUGUAUGUCCACCUGGCACCGUCAGUGACGGUAAAACGGGCUGCAUCGAGGUCGGAAUCGAGAAAUGUAGGAAAGACCACGACUGUCCAUCGCAAUACGCUUGCAUUGGUGGCGAAUGUAUCAACCCUUGCAAGGAAACCGACCCUUGUGGUGUGAACGCCGAAUGCACGGUGCUUGAUACGGAACCAGUCAGGACCAUGGUUUGCAAAUGCAUGCCUGGCUAUGAGGGCAACGCUGCUGUGCAAUGCGACAAGACCGCCAUAUGCAGAAUAGACAAAGGCUACAUCCGCACGCCUGAUGGCAAGUGCGUAUGCCCGCCAAACACGGCCUUGGACGAAAACGACGAAUGCGUACUGUGCCCCGUACAAAAAGGCUUCAAGAUCGACGAGAAAGGAAGAUGCGUCUGCGCUCUAGAAAGAGGCUUCAUAAUCGACGACAGGGGAAAUUGCGUCUGUCCAAUCAACGGUUACCAUCUCGACGCCAGGGGCAAUUGCAUCAAACAGUUCGGGCCCAAAUGCGAAACCGACGACGACUGCCUGGAUCAGGAGUUCUGCGAGCCGAACACCAAGACCUGCCAGGACCCUUGCCUGUACAAGACCUGCGCGGAGAACGCUUUCUGCAAUGCGACCAAUCACGUGGCUGUUUGCAAAUGCCGAGUUGGUUUCACCGGCGACCCAGAGGUCUAUUGCAAUCAAACGUCUCCCCUACGAACUGUGUUCCCACGACCGGAAAUGGUCGUGAGUUGUCUGUCUGACGGUGUUCAGGUGGAGAUACACAUAGCUGAGACCGAAUUCAACGGAGUAUUUUAUGUGAAGGGUCACAGCAAAGACGAACAAUGUAGAAGAAUAGUAACACUGCCAUCGAAUUCACUGCCAAGGACGGAGAUUUUCAAGGUGCAAUUUGGAAACUGCGGACUGAUUCAUGUCAACGGCCAGGCCAGCUUCGUGCUUGUGAUCCAGAAACAUCCCAAACUAGUCACGUACAAGGCGCAGGCGUAUCACAUAAAAUGCGUGUACCAGACCGGCGAACAGAACGUCACCCUUGGCUUCAACGUGUCCAUGCUGACGACGGCCGGUACCAUUGCCAACACAGGCCCGCCGCCCGUGUGCACGAUGAAGAUCGUCACGCCUACCGGUCAGGAGAUCAACUCUGCCGAGAUCGGCGACAACCUGAUGCUGCAGGUCGAGGUACAGCCCGGGUCCAUCUACGGAGGCUUCGCCAGGAGCUGCGUGGCCAAGACGAUGGAGGCUAACGUCGAGAACGAGUACCCGGUCACGGACGAGAACGGAUGCGCCACUGAUCCGACCAUAUUCGGCGAGUGGGACUACAAUCCUGACACGCAGAGCCUGUCGGCCAGCUUUAACGCGUUCAAGUUCCCCAGCAGCGAUAACAUCAGGUUCCAGUGUAACAUCAGGGUGUGCUUCGGAGCCUGUCAACCUGUGAACUGCCGUGGGUACAAUGCCUUCGGAAGGAGAAAGAGAUCUAUUGAAAACGAAAACACGGAUCUGGCUGUGUCUGGAGAUCUGAUGACAGGACAGCUGAGGGAAGAAAUAACGAUUUCAUCUAACGCAAUAUUGACGUUCGAGAGACGAGAAGAGAAGCUGGUAGAUCCUGCAGCAGCUGCAGACUACCAGAGAGUCGAGGACAUCUGCGUCUCAAUGAUAGGAUUCAUAAUAUCAUUGGUAAUAACUGCCCUAUUAGCACUGGUGGCCAUUGCUGUGGCUGUGUCCUGUUGGCUGAUGGCCUACAGGCGCAGGCCGAAGGCUUCUGGGCCUCUGCCACAUCCUCCAGAGUUCCCAAACCCGCUGUUCACAACACCCGAACCGAUGGCCGAGCCCAGUCCAGACUACCUCACGUAAUGAUCAGUGUAUCUUCGUAGUAGAACAUAAGUAAGAAAAAAUACUCCCAAGUAUACAUAGAUAUAUACGAACUACGACUAUAUGUAACGACUCAACAAGACUCAGAAAAUACUCGAUUUUACACUUUUAUAUGUAUAUUUAAUUCCCGAACGUUCCACAUUUUUUUCAACGUCCGUCCAACGAACUUCUCACUCUGAAACGAAAACUGCCAAGAAAUGUGGAAUGUUGGAACGAACUAGAGAAAUUAGAUAUAUUUAAAUGAACGAAGUAAUGUUUGCAUCCGACCGUUUACAAGGUGCAAAUAUUUCUGCUAUCUUUUCCACUGGCUUUCCCAAUAUACGUGAAUGCGCUUACCAGACAAGGGAAUUUUCUACUAAGGGUGAUGGUCUUAAUCUGUCUUGUAACAAAUCUCUUCGAAUCGUUUUGUCGGCCCCUUCGUCUGUCCCUUUUCCCGAUGUUACUAUUGUAAAUAUUAAUGUUUCGUCGAAGCCACUGGAAGAUGUAGUCCUAGACGUAAGGCUAGAUAUUUUAUAAAUCUGUAUAAAUUGUUUGAAUGUGAUUUUUGAGUGUGGAGUUUUUCUCCUAUAAUAUUUUUUGGUGCUGACUGAUAAUUUUAUUAUUUCAUACAGUCAUUAUUUAGUCAAUCUGUCCUUGAUAGUACCUUUAAUUUUAUUCAAGUCCAAAAAGACAUAACUCUUAACCAAAAAAAGUAUUAUAUAAAUUUUGAAGCUUGAUUUUUCAUUGUAAUGGCUGUUUUUUCAAGAAGCCAACUAUUAUUUCCAUAUGCUAUUCAGGAUAAUUGUUCAAUAUGUAUGUGAAAUAUUGUUCUCUGUUUCUUUUGUAAUUUUUGAUCUAACGAUGAUUCCUUAAUUGUCAUUUUGUGAUAAUCGCUUCUUUAAUAAAGAUUGUUUAAUAAA
Coccinella septempunctata (seven-spotted ladybird) is the source of this 64422-nucleotide messenger RNA. RefSeq lists its product as uncharacterized. The transcript has 123 exons. The record is from RefSeq and is a predicted model, not a curated record. Lineage: Eukaryota; Metazoa; Arthropoda; Insecta; Coleoptera; Coccinellidae. The coding region runs from base 95 to 63505 and encodes 21136 amino acids. Gene Ontology annotation, molecular function: calcium ion binding.